CUAUUCCCUCCUGCGGCGUCACGCGCAGGCCCGUCACCGCGCUGGGCUGUCACGCUGUCAGGAUGACGCGGUGUUGGAGGAUGCCGAGGCCGUGUUCGGUGGUGUAGCUCCCCGAAUCCGACCGAGCCGCCCGUGCCCGUGGGAUGGCGGACCCGGAGCAAGCUGCCCCCAUGGACGGUGAGUCCUUAGUGUUCCUCAAUGGCUCCCCUGCCAGCGGGGAGAGUCUGAUAACGGUGCGGCCUGAACGCACCCGCUCUGUGUACCUACCUCCUGCUCCACUAAUAAUAAUUAAUUAAUAAUAAUGAUAAUAAUAUGGGUAGAGUGGGGGCUCCCUGACUGCGAUACAUGGAGACCUGGAGAUACGCCCUCACACCUGUAUGUGGGAGACCAGGUGAGCCUGGGACACAGCGCCCUGUGUGUGUGUGUGUGCUGGGGAUUGGGCUCAUUAAGUGUCAUGAUGCUUGACUUGGCUUCUUCAAUUCUUCUUUUUAACAAUAAAUUUAUUUUGUGAUUAUUAUUUAUAUAUAUAUAUAUAUAUAUAUAUAUAUAUAGUUGCAUUACAGAUUAAAUUUAAUAUUCUAUUCUUGUUUUCUUUUAGAAACAAAUGUUGCCAUAUUGGACUGGGAUUUUUUUUUAUUUUUUUUUAUAAAGUUAUAUGUAAAUAAAAAUGAAGCCUUUUUUCUAGGAGAGUUUUAUUUGAAAGGGUUAAAACACAAACCCUUCCCUUGCUGUAUAAGACCAGAGGUGGCUCAUGCUGCACAGACGGCCAGCAGUACCAAGGUUAGUUGUCAAACGGUGCUAAAACUGUUUGGCGUCUUAUAGUGGAACGUCGCCAGGGCACUAAAGGCAGUAUAACCCUUAAAGAGUGCUGUAGUGGUUGUAGCGCUUGUAGUGUUCCUAUAAGGCUGACAUAACCUUGUAGGUAUUGUAAUUUUUAUAACUGCUGCGUCUCUACCUUUUUAUACGUACCCUAUAUAUAACCACACUCAGAUCUGUAACCGUGUGUGGUUCCCUUAUUUACCACUAUAAUGUCUUAAAGCAUAGAACUUAGUAGGGCUAACCAUACAGAUAUCUUAGCCAUAAUUUUAUAUAGUGUAAGAGAUCCUCUAUUUAACAUAUAUAAAUAAUUGAGAAUACAAUAUAAAAUAAGGAUUGUCUUGGAAGCAAGAUUGUCUUUUGGAUAUUUAUUAUAUAAAAAUAUAAAAUCCAUUAUAGCAGAGUUUAUAAGAUUAAAUUACAUGCUUGCAAAUAUCAUUAAUAGGUUAACAUACCCUUCUGAACAUGUCAUCAUGUCAGCCUCUCUGUCAUUUUAAGAUGGAGCAGCGUCUGUCUCCAAGUCUCUCCUCUGUAUCUUAACAUUUAAAAGUACACCUAUUUAUACCUUAGGUGUCUCCAUUUUAGGUUACUGUAGUUCAAAUAUGAAAAAGUAACACUUCUUUUACUUUAUUCAAUUUAGGACCUCCCUUAAUUUGGCAAACAUACAAGGCCAUAACUAAAGGGUGUAUACGUCAUGGAAAUUUUCCUGACUUAGUUCAAGAUGGCAUCUUAAAGUCUGAAUAGGUUAUCUGUUGUUUAUACUAAGUCGUAAGUGUACAGUCGUGGGAGAUUCCCGGAUUUGGGGAAGUUCCAUUAACUUGGGGUUACCACAGUAUAUUGUGUACUGCAAGAGUCGUAGUAUAGCCUUGAAGCUUGUUUAUGCAUUAUUGUUAUUGUAAUUCGUCUGGGACAAAAUGGCGCAAACAUAUUAUGCACUGAGGUUAUUGCUUAAAGAAACAGUUAUGAAAAACAAUAUGUUCCAUUUCUAACACCUUGUCAGUUUGCAAUAUCUCUUAAAGACAAAGUACACAGUUUAAGAAAUACAACAUUUCAUUCUAAAACUUGUAAUAUUAGCAUUUGCCCAUAACACCCUCUCCAUUAAACUGUGGGCAUUGUAGCGCAUUUCUUCCUUAAAUUAGUAAACCAAAGUUCUCCAACUGUCUUUAGGUUUUUUAUGCUCCCAGCAUCUUAGAUCAUUGUUUUAACAGUAAAAUAUCCAUAAUGUGAUCUUUGCCUGUAAAGGUGGUUGAUUAAAAUGAGCAAAGCUUUUGUCUGGGAAAGAAUUGAAAAGAACACCAAGUUCCAGAGUAAGAUAUUCUUGGAUAGAUCCGGAUACGAAUUGUAAUCCAAAGUUAAAAGUAGUAAUUGUAUUUGUAAUCCAAAGUCUUUAAAGGCCUGUAGAAGUUUACAUUCCUUAGAUACAUUGCUGGAGGUUGUGUUUGUAGAAUACCCGGGUAUUUGUUGUAGAGUAUAGGUUGUAGAGUCCAGCUUUCCAAGUAUUUGGAUAGAAGUGGUUGCAGAUAUUGAAUCAGCAUCAUCUGUUAUCACCGUGGUGAUGGCGUUGGUAUUUGUCUUUGCUUGUUUGCUUUCUGUUUUUUUCAUGAAACAUUUUUACACAGUUUAUGAUGUGUAUAGAUUGGAUACUCUCCGAUAUUCUUUUACGGAAUAAAUUAAUUGACAGCAUUUCCAAGACAUUGUCUUAAGUGACAUGGAUCCCAUUAUAGUAAGUGUUAUGUUGAUACAGCAAUCGAAGUGGAUUCUCAAGAACGCCUCUUUUUGCUGUAUUGGAAUCUUUGUAACAUCUCAGUGAUAGACAUCUCACUGACAUCAGGUGCUGUUGUGCUAAAAAUGUUAACAGGUAAAAUCUGUGGAAAAAUCUGUACAUUUGUUAUAGUUUGUAUAAUAAUGAUAGAUGAAAUAGUAACAUAGUUAAUCUUUCUAGUGUUUUGUUUUAAAGAUAAACACCCUUGUAUAUGAUUUAGAUAUAUAAGGAUAAUUUGAAGCAGCAAAGUAUUUACCGUCUUUGUUCACAAUGGUAUGUAAAAUUACAUUCUCUUUAAAUGUUAAAAAUACUCCUUUAUUCAAAAUCUCUCAAUAUAUUUAAAAUAGUUGCUAAUUGGAAAUAUGACAUUAUUCAUCUUUCUUUGUCCUGUUAGGGAGAAGACAACUUAUUCCCUAAGUUAUAAUUAGUAAAUAUAAUAACUACAGUUAUUAGUGGCUUAAAAUACCAGAAACACCCCAAAAUUGUCUUCAAACCAUUUUUUUUUUUUUUAACCAAGAUCUGACAGCCAUUGUGGAAAGUUACAUUCGUGAGAUUGGAUGCUCAACAAUGAGAAUCUUAAUUGUUUAAGUAUAUUUUUCAGUGGCUGUUGGGUGUAGCUUAAGAUGGUUAGAAUGUAUUAUUAUUUCUAAAAGUGAGUUAAGAAAGCACUCCGAUACAAUAUUGAAGGUGUUUAUAUUUUAACACUACCUUUGUAUAGGUGGUUUUAUGUACCUUUAACCAUCACAAACCAAAUAACAUUUUCUUUGUAUUUAAAAAACUGAUAAAAUAUUUGAUUACGUGUAUUUUAAUAUAUAUAUAUAUACAUAGAGUGGUAUGGAUGUUGAAUUUAUAUCUUUGACAUCUUUUCACCAGUUUGCAAUAGGUGACCUAAAUGAUCAAUUUCCAAAUUCAUCAUGUAUAUCACCUGGAUGGGUUAAUCCCUAAUACUCUUUUACUUUCCAUUGACUGGCCUUGGCUCUGGCAGACUGAAUAUUUUAUCAUUAUAAAUAAACUUUGUGAUAGUUGAAGUAAAGUUUCUGCCUGUCUUUCAGUUAAAUUUUAACUGUUGAAGUAUUUCACUUAUAUUAAUUAUACCACUCUGCAAACUUAAACGAAUAUCGAGUAGUUUCUGUUUUAAUAAAAACAUUUCACAUUUUCUUUUAAGGUUUAAACCUUAUUCAUUAUUGCAGUUGUUAUUGCAAUCAUAUGAUCUUUAACUAUCAUGAUUCAAUUAUUCAUCUGGGUAAUUAGCUGUUAUGCUCUUAUACGCAAGUUUAAUAUAUUUGUUUGUAGGCCAGACUGCAGCUGCAUAUGGCAUUUUAGCAAUAAUCUUCAAUUGCGUUUCAGAUAUUCACAAAGUCUAUCCACCUUUGUAAUUAACACAUAAUGUGUUUAUUUUAUACCAUUAAUUAUAGUAUCUGUAUUAUAUUACACAUCGUCACUGACACAUUUCUGAUACAGGGACAAAAAUAGCAUGAUUGCUUUAGUAAUUAUAAUUUUCUGUCCAUGCACCACAUUCCUGGAAGUCCAGAAUAUAGCAAUAAUCCGUUGUCGUUUGAUUCUAUGGAGCCAUUUAACGUUUCAUUGGUAUAGUUAUACCAAAAGAGCAAGGAGUACGACGGUAGAUCACAUCUGCAACAGAACCAUUACAGAUUCCUUGUUGUAUCAAUGUCUCUGUCUUUAUGUUUACAGGAGGUCCUUGCUUUGCAGGUAUGUACAUAAUAUGUAGAGUUUAAGAAAAGCUGCAAAUCGUGCUUUAGUACAAGUGUCCCAUGAUGUCAGGUUUCUGAAAGAUUUUGCUGGUCUUUUUAUAUUCCAUUCUCUUGGCAGGGCAUCUGCUCUUAGUAGGCCGGUAUUGUUAUUAUUUAUUAAUUGCAUCAAGGUUUCUUUCGUUAAUUGAUGUGUUUCUUCCAAAUUCAAAUUCAUAUGCCACCAAAUGUCAUUGUAAAGUUCAAUGUUACAGAAUAUUGUUCCAGGAUGGUUUUUCUCUCUAGUAGGAAAUCUAUAUUCCUCUUCUUCUGAUCCUUCCUAUCAACCACUUUUUCUGAGUUGUAGUUAACAAUCUGUGUCUUGUACUGUGAGGUGCUUUGAUAGUCAAUCUGGUUUUGUCAGUACCAUGUUCCAUCUUGAAAAACAGCUGGGUGUUGACAGUUAUCAGCCUUUAUUUCUUUUUCCGGUCAUCUUCUGUCUGGAGACAUAAUAACAAUGUCCAGAAUUAGCAUAGCACUUCUUUUCAGCAUAAGAAGGCUGUUUGCAGUAGUCACUUAAUGAUAAACUAUAUGGCAAAGUAUUUUCUUGCAUCACCUUCACAGGUGCAUCCAAAGUCUUUCACAAACAUCUGUCCCAUCUUUUUCAGAUUUCAGCAUGCUUUGUCAUCAUUGUUGAGUCCAUUAUUAGGAUUUGUAAUAGUCCAAUCACAUCUUUCUCAUGUAUAAUCGUUUUUUUUGGAAUGAUCUCAAUAGGUUCCUUGUGAAAUACCAGUGUAGGUCACAUAAGCAAUCAUUUCACUGUGAGCUGUGUCUCUCCUUUUGAGAUAGUUCUUGGAGGUAGUCCUCACGAUCACAGAACUUGUAUAGUGUGCAGUCCAAUUCAGUUCAGGUGUUUCCUGCUUGUUAACAUAAUCCCAAUGCAGUUAGGGUUGAUGUUAUGAUAAUGCUGCAGACUGUAAGAAGGCGACACCAUAACCAAUUUUCUAGCAUCCUUUUGCUUCCAUCUUUGCAUUUCUUUCUUACUGUAUAAGAUAAUUCAUGUUCAGUCUGUUUUCUCCAGAGUCUUUCUUAUAAUGAUGUUGAUGAUUCAUUUUUUAUACAUUCCAUGUUAACUGUGAAUGUAUCACGUCUGUCUGUUCAUCCUUCUCCUUCACAUUUGCAGGUACAGAUGUCAGAUCAUGAUUCAAUCUGUUACGUGGCUGUGAUUCUGAUGGCUUUUCUGUCGUCCUCUGUUUGUUUUAUCUUGUCAUCUUUAACAGCAUCCAUUGUGUCAGUCAGUGGUUCUGUGAACGUCCUGUUAGUAUUUAGCAGGUUGUAAAAUAUCAAAACUUACUGUUCUCUGUUGGCUCUGAUUGUUCUCUGUAGUAAAAGUUCUCUGAGUCACCCUCUCCAGGACAAACUAGCCAACAGUAAGAAAAAGUUGGUGGUGCAAGGCGAGGUGGGCUGGAAAAAAUAAUUCCCUGAAUUUCUCUAAUAGAACCAAUGGUUCUAAGCUCUCCCUGGUGCAGAAAUAUGAUUGUCAGUGAAAAAACAUGUAACAUUUCAUAUGGUGUCUCACCACUUGUAUCAUCAGGUAUGUUGUGAAUGCUUAUCUGUACCAUAGGAAUAAAUAGAUACCACUGUGUGGGGCAAGCAACUAGUAACUUGGUUAAUAAUCAUUUAACCUCAGCAUUCUCCCAGACCACAACUCCACUUCUUUGGGGGUGGUUGGGGCACUGAAAUCCCAAAGUAACCCAAAUGUGGUUGCCCAGUUUUAGGUUUCCUUUGCAGUAACUGCAGGACCACCAUCCGAAUAGAUGGUCCUGGGAUUAUCAAAUGCAUACUAAGGAAGUGAGACUAGAAAACGUGGCAUCAGAGGUUGCACUUCGCACAGGAUAUAUCCAAGUAAACCUGGUACAUGCAUUAACAUAUACAAAAACAUAUUUAUAACCAUGAGAUGUUGGCAAACUUUCAAUAUAUAGUAAUUCAAAAAGUAUGUUAGAUAUUAAUUUUUCAAUAAACAGUACAUCAGUAAUGUAGCAAUAAGCAAAUGCUUAUGAUUACUAAACACAUGAAUUACAGUAUUUCCCAUAUUGUGACCACCAAUAUUCCUUUUCAGGAGUCAGAAGUACAUUAUCUCUCUCUAUAAGAGCUUGUCCUAGCCAUGAAAAAGCUUUUAGGGCAAGUCUAUCUUUCCUCUAUAGGAAGAACAACCAACAUAUUACCUUCAAUGGUUAUUAUGUAAUUAACCCCUCUAAAUGAUAGGAGUAUUUAUACGGAUACCAGGUGGAUAAGGUCUGGAUAUCCUUGCAAGCAUAAACUCUGCAUCAUGACUGAGAGAUAGGGUAUGCGAUGUGAUCCAGUGACCACAGAAAAGCGUUGGUAGACACAUUGCAUCAAAGUGCCUGUUAAUGACCAACUACAUGAGGAGAGGGACCAUGCUUUGUUAUAAGCAUGUCCAUACACAUAUUACAAUGCCAGGCUUUCAAUUUGUUUCCACAAAGUAAAAUGCAGUUGUGGAUAUAAACUCACGAUGUAUCGUAAGAAAAACUGUUUGAACACCAGACUGAGAUACGAGAUCAGUGAACAGUGGACCAAAAUAGAUAAAUGAAAUCCUAUCAAUUAAUAUACUUUCUUUAAAUUACUUUAUCCUCUGUAUUAACUAUGAAAUAUUAAAGUUAAAACAAUAACAUUUAAAAGCCAACUUUUAGUGUGCAUAGGAAUUACAAGGCCGUUCAUAAUGUGAGAUAAAGAACAGCUUUUUAAAACUGAAUAGUCUGUGAACACAAGAUGACCUUGCGCUGAAAACUCACUUGCAGGGGAAAAACAAAACCUUCUUUUUUCUUUUUCUUUAGUAAAUUAAUUAAUUAAACGUAGUUAGAACCUCCCUCAAAGUCCCGAUGACUUUGCAAGAAACAUGUCGUCCUUAAAUACUGGGUAAGUCUAUUAAACAGUGACAUAGCAUUGCUACCCUGUGUAUUAUGUUGUCACAGCUAUAAUGUGCAGUAUUACAAACUAUUUAUAAGUGUUGUGCAAACUAUUCAUUAAAAGCUAGUGGUCUAGUGAGCUAUAGAACAUUUAUUUAUUUAUUCUUUAAACCUCUGACCUCAAUCGGCAAAGCAAUAUUGUAAUGGUGUCCAUUGCAAUCUGCUGUCUAUACUUGCUGCUCUCAAAAAUUCUGAAUAUGUUCAGAGAUUUCUUGGGCAAUAAUAAAUCCCCCAAAACAACAACUUUGCAUUUAUGCUAAACCUGCCUGUUGUAAACGUAUUCUGUAUAUUUCUUGACAUAAGUACUUGUACUUAAAUCUGUUUAACAAAGCUGUUUAUAUUUUGGUGUAAAUUUUUUUUUUUUAUUAUUAUUAUUUAUUUUUUUUUUUAACAUUGUUUAAUUUUUAAAGAUACCUGCAUAUUUAAUAAAAUAUCCUGUAUAUGUCUUUAAGGCAUAAAAUAUCUGCAAAUUAAGAUUAUAUAUAAAAAUGCAUGUUCUGGGUGUUCCCGUGAUUCCUUUUCUAUCAUUUAUUUAUUUUAAAAAAAAUUUAAGUCUGGAAUCUGAUUUCUUUUGGGAUGAGCACCCCUCUGAGCCCCCCAAUUUCAGAGGCUUCUUUGGAGGUGACCACUGAAAAGUAUAGAUUCUAUAAAAUAGAUGUGAGGGGGCUUUGGACAGUAAUGUCACUUUAAUUAUACUUUUCAUUUAGCAGAUAUGUGAUAUGCAAUGUGAUUUAAUAUAUCAGAGUAUUAUCACUUUAAUUGACACUGCAUUUUUUUAUGCAUUAUUCUUUAUGCAUUAUUAUUUUUCUUUUCUUUUUUUUUAUUUUAAUGUCUGUUUAGAAUAUUGCAGGCUUUGCAAUAUCAAAUUAAUUUUGCAUUAUAUAUAUUCACAAUGCCCUUACAACAUAUUAUUAAAAUUAGCCUCUUUCAGAAUUGUAGAAUAUGUGGUGGAACUGAAUCCCCAUAUAUGAGAUUUGAAACUGUAUUUUUAUUUCUACUCUGUGCCCUAAUCAGUAUUUAUAUACAUAAUUGCAGCAGCAUAUAGCUUUUAAAGAAGCAAUUAUUUCACCCUUCAUGUGUGGUUGACUGUGGACUUUUUAAAACCUACUCUUUAUAUUUAUUUAUUUAUUUUAAUCCGUUUCUGGCUCUGAGAGAGCAGGCUGCUGAAUGCAUGUAACUGCUGUUAUUGCCUAGUCUAUAUACUUUUAUUUAUUUAAUCGUAUUUUAUAAAAACCUAGUUUAUGAAAUUCACUGAGAUUACAUGUGUCUGAUCUGAUUACAGUCAGUAGUACAAUAUAAUUGUUCUAAUUUCCUUACUGCUAGUACGGAGGGAUAGUACCAAUGAUUUAAGUAAGCUUUCCCUUUUAAAAUUGGUGGACUUUACUGCCAUUGCAAUAGACUAAAUACUGUACCUAAGUAAGCAAAGUCAUUAUGUGCAGGAAUUGUGCACUUUAAAUAGUAGAAUACUUAUGCUAUUCUAGUGAAUUGGGCUGGCUAAUUAACACAUCAUUUAGUAUCUUUUGGUCACAGUUAAAGCUGUAAAUGUAUUUAACAUUUUAUUUAAAUAAGCCUUUAAUAAUUUCAGUUUAAAAGUUAUCAGAGAUCCUGUAUAGUUACAAUUUUAUUUUGCCCCGCUUUAUCUUACGUAUAUAUUAUUUGUAAUCAUUUUAUCAAUAUUUAUUUAUGCAGAGAAUUUAGAGAAGCAAAGGAUGUAUAACCACCUGUUGCCCUUUUUUCUAGGAGGGUAGUAUAAUUUCAACUCUGUUUAGGAAAAAAUAUGAGCUAGUUAGCAUAUGUUAUAUAAAAUAUAUACUGCAUUGAAUGUAUUUAAAAGCCAUGUAUUUUUCUUUAUGGCUGUAUGUAAUAAUGUUGUUCAUAAUUUGGAAUAUAAAACGACUUCUCAAUUCCUUGGAAUGUUUACAUGUCUCUAUCUCCGCAACCUUGGCUGGAAAUUCCAGACUCCAAACAUAGUUAUGCUGUUAUAAUUCCUGAUUUUCAAUCAACAGCUAGCCUAACUGACAAUAUGGAAAAUAUCACUGUUUUCUAAAACCUUUCUUAUAUAGUGGACAUUAGAAUCCAGAACGCAGUAAUGCAAUAAUUAAAAAUCCUGUCUGUCUGUUGCAUGAAUGUUUUCAUUAAGCCAUAAUGCAUUUUUCUUUGCAUUCUUGGAAUUAGACUUCAAAUUUCAUCGCUCUGUCUCAUCACUUUUCUUUUGACAACAUUUUGCAUUAAUCUUUUUCCUGCGCAUGCAUACUAAGCAGCUACAAAGAGAACAUAUCCCCCUGUCUGCAAUCCACUGUCCUGGAACUAACGGGCCAUGCUAUGCUGGUGUAUUAGGCAUUUGUUCUAUUAUGAUAUUAGUUAAGAUCCACAAUUUCAGCAUUGUAUGCUAAUUACGUUGUACCUGGCACCUAAACUCACAGUGCCUUGUUCACAUUAAAAUCAUCUCUAAUGAUCUCUCCCUGAGUCUGGGCUACAAGUAGCUCAAUAGAUUCUUGAUAUUUCAAGACUUGUGCCAUGACAAAGUACUGUGUCUUCUCUUACGUAUAAGAGGUUACCUAGGUAUUUAUUUUAUAUUUAAAGCUUCCAAGUACAAAGUCCCUUCGUGGUCGCCAAUUGUAACCGUGUGUGGUUCCCUUAUUUACCACUAUAAUGUCUUAAAGCAUAGAACUUAGUAGGGCUAACCAUACAGAUAUCUUAGCCAUAAUUUUAUAUAGUGUAAGAGAUCCUCUAUUUAACAUAUAUAAAUAAUUGAGAAUACAAUAUAAAAUAAGGAUUGUCUUGGAAGCAAGAUUGUCUUUUUGGAUAUUUAUUAUAUAAAAAUAUAAAAUCCAUUAUAGCAGAGUUUAUAAGAUUAAAUUACAUGCUUGCAAAUAUCAUUAAUAGGUUAACAUACCCUUCUGAACAUGUCAUCAUGUCAGCCUCUCUGUCAUUUUAAGAUGGAGCAGCGUCUGUCUCCAAGUCUCUCCUCUGUAUCUUAACAUUUAAAAGUACACCUAUUUAUACCUUAGGUGUCUCCAUUUUAGGUUACAGUAGUUCAAAUAUGAAAAAGUAACACUUCUUUUACUUUAUUCAAUUUAGGACCUCCCUUAACUUGGCAAACAUACAAGGCCAUAACUAAAGGGUGUAUACGUCAUGGAAAUUUUCCUGACUUAGUUCAAGAUGGCAUCUUAAAGUCUGAAUAGGUUAUCUGUUGUUUAUACUAAGUCGUAAGUGUACAGUCGUGGGAGAUUCCCGGAUUUGGGGAAGUUCCAUUAACUUGGGGUUACCACGGUAUAUUGUGUACUGCAAGUGUCGUAGUAUAGCCUUGAAGCUUGUUUAUGCAUUAUUGUUAUUGUAAUUCGUCUGGGACAAAAUGGCGCAAACAUAUUAUGCACUGAGGUUAUUGUUUAAAGAAACAGUUAUGAAAAACAAUAUGUUCCAUUUCUAACACCUUGUCAGUUUGCAAUAUCUCUUAAAGACAAAGUACACAGUUUAAGAAAUACAACAUUUCAUUCUAAAACUUGUAAUAUUAGCAUUUGCCCAUAACAGAUCUUUGUCUCCUUAAAAUCAUCACACGGGAUGUUAUACACUAGUGUCUUUUUAAAUAUGAAUAGAUCUAGCCACUGAUUGUUUUUGUGUGACUGCUAUUGCAAUAGUGGAAACUGUAGAAGGGAGUAAAAGUAGGUGAUAAUUUAUUAAAGGCUUCCUGACAAAUGAUGCGUGUAUCCUAAGGCCAAGAACAAGUAAAUAUAUGAGGAAGACAGUAAGCUUUUUCAGUAAAUAUUGAAUUAUCAAUAGACUUCCUGAAUGAUUGGUCCAAUCUUACUGUACAGCUACAUUAACUUGAUGCUAAAACCAGUUGAUAUAAUACAUCACUAAUUGUCAAAGUAUUUUUGGCUGACCAUAAAAGUAUUCCAGGCAGGCUAAACCUGUCUAAUUCAAAAGCUGUGUGAGCUAUCACACCUAGGGUGGUUUGUGGCAAGAUUGGCAUGUAGUUAAUAAUACACAUAAUAUUAUGUGUUAAUAAUUAUAGCUAUGGUAAUUGUCAUCUGGCGUGCGUUGUUGCACACAUGAAUUUGUAUGCUGUCAUUCUUUAGCAGUAUGGGGUGCAAUGGUACGUUAUUGGUACAUGUGUACCUAUGUUAUAAGUGUUCUAAAUUUCAGGGUUGUGUUUUUUUAUUUAUUUUUUUAAUCUGUGAUUAGCAUUAGUCCAUUACAUAUCGACUAGAUUUAAAAAAAAAAAAAAAAGCUUCCCUUAAAAGAAACACUCUAAUCAAUCCAGCUCACGUAGAGGUUAUGGUGCUGUAGGUCCUGUGCCACCCCCUCCCUAUCUAAGCAGUCAAACUGUGUUAGAAUAGCUGUACUUAUUACAUGGAGUCUGCAUGAUGUUCACAUAAUGUAUGAAUGAACUGUAUUCGUAAUGUAAAAAAAAGUUGCACAUAAUAAAUGGUAUACAACACUAGACAAUUUAGGGAAAAUUUAAAUACGACUUGAAAAAAAUGUAUGUCUUAUUUAUAAUGGUCUCAAAUAGGUCCUUAUGAAGAGAAAGUUCCCUAUAGGAUGGACCGUUCCAGUAACAGUCUGAUAUCCUCAACGGUUCAGCGAAUGUGAUAUGUAACACAAAAUAGGCCUGUGAUAGUGUAGUAUUUUCAAAAGUGGAGCAUUAAUAUAAAAGGAGGAGGAACUACACUCUAAAAAGGCUAGUGCGAAAUCAACCUUCAUGUGGUGGCAUAAUCCUUGUCAAGGAUGUAGCAGAUAAGUAAACAUGCAACGUGUAUGGUUGUAGUCAGUCUGAUGGAGCAUCUCACAUGUUAAAUGUGAAGCAUAUACAAAAUAUCAAUAGUGUACUUUUUGUGUGUUUCAGGUGGUCUAAAUGAGAACAGUCAAAAUCACUUAAAAACGCAGAGCUUCACAAUCCGCUCAAAGAAAACUGCAGGGAGUGGUACAAUUCUUAUGUUAUUUGGAGGAUUUUACUUGCCCUGUGAAAUUAGCAUGGGUAGUAUAAUCCCCACCUAGGAUACUUGAAGAUAGUACUAGAUGAUGUAAUGCCAGUGGAAACCUCAAUAUGUAAUGCCAGAAGAGACUUCAGUACCAGCAGAGGAAAUUUAAAUUGUAGGAAUGACGAUAACCACAUGAGGUAUACUAGUGAACACUAGUAUUUAAUAUGUUUAAAUAUAGUAGACAUAAAGGAAUAAGAACAUUAAAAUCAAAAGGAUCAGUAAAUUCACAAUGAGUUUUGUCUACAGAAUCUUUUUUAAUUGUAUCGUAGUCCUAUAAUCACAGUUUCGACUGCUCAUCAUGGACAAUGCGUUUUUUUUGUAUCGGAAAUAGUUCUCAGGACAAAAUAUUAAAAAUUUCUCAUAUAUGACUGGUUAAAAUCUAAUUUCUUCCCCCAAAAUUAACACAAUUUUUUUUUUUUUUAGGCUUUUUAAAAUAUUUUUCAUGUGUCAAUAAGGUUGUAUGUAUCAUGAGAUACUUAUUAGUUAUUGACGUCACUGACCAUGUUUUUUUUUAUUUUAAUUUAUUUUAUUUUUUUUAAUUUUAGAUGCCCUAUAAAUUUUCAUUCCCCCUCAGGACCUCCUGUUUCUUCACUUUAAAAAGCCUAUUUGGCGAAACGCGUUGUCAAUUUGUGGAACCUUUUGAUUUUAAUGUUAUUGUUUUAUGUCUAUUUUGCCCAUAGAAAAUACCAGUGUUUGCUGCUAUACCGUCUGUGGAUUUACAAUAUUUAGUCUCUUCUGGCAUCACAUACUAUAUUGACAAUUCCUCCAGCAUUACACCUGGUUCUAUCUUCAUAUAUCCUAAGUGGGAUUACAUCACCCAAGCUGAUUUCAUAGAGCAAAUAAAAUUGCUCCAAAAACCCUACGUAUAUUUAAAAAAAUUUUUCCUACACAUUGGUAUAAGCGGAAAGCCCCAUGUAGUUUUCUCCUUUUAGGUUUGCAACUUCUGUUCUUCUGACUAUUUUUGAAGAAAACUGUCUACCUAUAUCUCAGAGUGGGGGUUUUACCAUCCCAUGCUGUUUGCUUAGAGCUGAUUGUGAAGCUCUGUGCUUAUAAAUGUGUUUGAUGUUUGUUACCUGAAACAAAAAAAUACUACACUAUUGAUAUCUUUUAUAUGCGUAUGUUCACAUAUCACGUAUGAGGUGCUCCGUCAGACUUUGGUUGAGACUACAUCCACACUUGUUGCACGUCCUGCAUAUUUACCCACUUGCUACGUCCUUGAUCAGGAUUAUACCACCACAUGUUGAUCGUAAGCUAGUUGAUGGCUUCUUUUUUGUGAGUGUUUUUCCACUUCCUUUUAUAUUACCUCACCACUUUUGAAAAUACAAUACUAUCAUAGGCCUAUUUUGUGUUUAUUUUUGUUACAUAUCCCAUUUGCUGGCCCGUUGAAGAUAUCAAACUGCUACUGGAACUGUCCAUCUUAUAGGGAACUUUCUCUUCAUAAAGACCUUUUGGGACUGUUAUAAAAAUACUGUAAUAUGUUUUUGUUUUUUUUCCUAAACUAUAUAUUAACAUUUUCAUACAUUGUCAAGUGUUGUAUAUUUUCUGUUUUUUAUAUUGUGAAUUUUGCCAUCUGUUGGGGUUUGAGGGAAUCCCAGUCAUCAGUGUUUGCUGUCCCACAAGAUAGCGCUGUAUCUAAAUUUUUUUUUUUUUUUUUUAAUUCUUUAUUUUAUUUGUGCAUAGCGUGAACAUUCAUGUUUACACUGCCACGAUAGCUAGUGCAAGCAGAUAUGGAAACAUAUAGUAACAUAGUUAUGGCAUUGAAAGACAUUGCACAGUUUUUAUAUUUAAGAUAGGAAACAUGCGAAGGGUUAAACCAACUUGUAUGACUAAACAGUAUGGUGAAGCUUAAACAUAUAUUGUAUGCUGUAUAUACUAAUGAGUAGUAUGCUAGCGCCCUCGGCAACUCGAUUGGAUCAAUGCUAAAUACCAAGCGUGAUGUGCACUAUACACAAGAGGGGAGGGUGAAACAUAUGGCAUAGUGCUUUAUCAUAACCGGCUGUAGUAUGGUAUUAAGCAAGCCAUGUUCUAGUUUACAGUGCUGCACAGAAUAGCAUAGCAUAACCCUCUUGUAUCUCCUUUACUCAGAGCCUAAUGCGUUUUACAUGUUAAAGGCGUUACGAGCAAUUCUCAAGACUGUAAUGACUUAGGCUGGUAUACCCGAAAAGACAAAAGAGGAGAAAAAACAAACCUAGACAUAUGCGGCAGUACAAAAUGUUCAUUAAUGAUGUAAUCUAUAUAGUGCCAGGUGUCUGCGGCCGCAGGCCGGCAUGUCCAUGGUGCACAUGGUGGUUCUGCGCAGCCAUGCAAAUAAACAUUCAGCCUAUGCCCAGGGUCGGAAAGCUGUGGUAGGGCUGUACAAAGAUGCCCCCUUGUCUGGGAUCCAUUCCAGUUGUGACCCACAAUGAGUGCAGUCUCUCAGCUACUCGAGGUGCAGCGUGGACUGUAACGGGUAAGGUCGCGCUGCCUUGUUUACUGCCUGUCGGGUCUGGUGCGGUGCGUGUGUUUCUUCUGUGCGUUCCUCUCAGUGUCGGAACACCACCAUCAGGUAUGUGGAGUGACCGACCAGAGUGCUUCUGCAUCUUUACUUGCCGGCUCCCGAAGGUUGCCGCCUUGCUUUUUUUGUCGCCUUUCGGGUCUCCGGUUACUUUUUGUCUGUUAGUUUCUCGCAGCCUCUGUCCCGCUGGGCGAUUCGGUGCCUGGGGUGACUGUGCCUUCCUCCGUGUGGUUUUGCUUAAUUGAGUGUGUUUUCGGGCGUUGGGCCCCAUCCCUGGGGACAGUAGAGCUUCCAGUCGCUCCCAGAAUAUUUGGAAGGCCCUGUCUAUUCGGCUCUCCCCCUCUGGCUCUCGCUUGGGAAGGUGAAGGUGUACGCUACCGCCGCCAUUUUAGGGGCUUCGUCCGCCAGGUUUCUCCUUUGCUUUACAAACUUAUUCCUGUGAGUCUGUGUCGAGUUGCCCCCGUUAUCCAGGGGGGACCGGGAUGACCCCCACCGGUCCAUAGGGGGGGGGGGAGGUUGUGCUACAAGCUUACUGUUAGCCGUGUGCGUUUGGCGGGAAAGCGGCUGCCUUUCUCCGCCACCUCCCUCUGUAGGCCCCAGUCUGCCGAUGCGGUGCCCGCUUACACCGGACCUCGAGUGUGGUGUCCUUGGGUUCGUGUCGGUUUCCCAAGUCCAGUAGGCCCACUUGUAGAAGGGUGAGCGCAGUGCGGCUUGAGUUAUUCGCCGUUUUUAUGCUCGGUGCACAGGAGCUGAUUCAGAACACGUCUGCUCUGUUCUCUAGUCAGGCUCCGCCCCCAAUUUUUUUUUUUUUUUUUAAGUUCAGUUUAUUAGACUCUUUGGAGUAAAAUAGAUUUACUGCUGAUGACAUUUUAUUAAUGAGUUGGUAUUUGUGAAAGAUGUUUUACACUUUGGAUAGCACAGUUUCUGUGUUUGUAGUCUGGCUGGUUAGGGGGAUGUCAAUGGAGAAAGGUCAGAGCUAGGGAUUAUACUGCAGAAAAUGAACAUUCAGGGUAUACUUGUGUUCCACGCCUAUGCUGCUUUAGUGGUUUCAUAACAUAAAAUCUAAGUAAAUUGCACUUUGUUUUAAUAUUGUAAGAGCAAACAUCAACUUAACUAGGUUAAGAGACUAUGGUAGACUAUCAUAAGUGAAGAACGUGUUAAUGGCAUGAUUAAGCAGGCCAAAUAAUGGAUCCUAGGUCAACCUAUGCCCUCUGAGGGCAGAAUACAGUCCCAAAAUUUACUUAGUGUUCAAAGGACCAGAAGCUUAAGAGGUGACGGAGUCCCAGGUAAUGAAAGACCAUAAAGGAGUCCCACAAACUGCUACGUCAUCCGUUUCAUCAAGGAGCCAGUCUAAGGCCCAGACACCCAUGAUAAAAGUGGUAGCUAGCAAUGCUGGUACCUGACCCGCUUUUGUGGACAAUACCGCGAUGUCUGAAGCUCACAGAUUCUUGGGCCGUGUUAAUCACGUGCCUUUUCUGAAUGUGAGGAACACACAACUAUAGAGGCGGCGGUAGGGUAGGUAUCUGCAGCACAUCCACAGAGGCUUGCUGGUGAUUUCUGAGCUUGAACCAGAAUUCCUAAAACAACUAAGCCAACAUAAGGGACGGCUUGUCUUGGCAGUCGGUUGGGCACAUGACAUCCAUUAUUUUAGAGAAGAUGGGAGUUUUGUAGUUUGCUCGCCAAUGCUAUUUGUGAGUCACUGUAAAACUUAGCAGUAAGUGCCUGGAUAACCCUUACCCACAGGAGGGAAUACAGGGAUAAUUUUGUAUUUUGCAGAUUUCAGAGAAGUUAAAGUGGAAGGAUAGGCCACAUUUAGUCAGCAGGUCAGCCCCAAGCAAAAUCCUCCAAAUGCAAUCGGAAUUGUUGCUAAAUGAAUUAUGCUUGAGCCCGCAAGGUUGUUCGACAGCUUCAGAUGCUUUAAAAUCCCUAAUGCAGGGCUUGCAAAUUUGCUUUCAAUCUAGGAGCCAGGUAAAAAAAAAAGUUGGCUUCCCCCCCCCCCCCCCCCCCAACGACAAUUCUUAAAGGAACAUUAGUCACCAGAACUACUACAGCUUAAUGUAUUAGCUUGGUGUCUAUAGCCUAUCUCUGCUGGCUUGUCAAUGUAAAGUCUGCCUUUUCAAAGAGAAGGCAGUGUUUACAUUACUGCAUAGUAAAUUACGGAUCCCUUCACUUCCUACUGGUACAUCGGCCGUGUGUGGGGUUUCAGGAGGGAACGGGUCGACCAAUCCACUCAAUGAACAUUUUAAACUACUUAUAAGUCUUUGUGUGAUGUUUAUAUUAUAUUGGGUGGAUUGACUCAUUAAUCAGAAAGCCAUGGGAACAUUUGGCCUGUGAACAGGAACACCGCAUGUGGGAUGUGACCCCCAGAAUUUAAUGCAUUAUAAAAAAUAUGGUAUUAAAAUAAAAAAUGAUGAAAAAUUGUCUUUCGUACUCCUGAAAUUGCAGCACUUGCACAGACCAUUUCAAACUCCACCUAUCAUGAUUCUCUCAUUCUGUUCUAUGUUGGGGGUGAGGUUAUUUGUUUUCAAUAACUAGAUGAGUGGCACUGCAGAACGAGGGCUGUGGCUGUUUAUUCACAGUAUGCUUUGGUUUUGUCUGUAUGUAGAGAGUGCCUGAGAAUCUGACUGCACAUAUAAAUGGGUGGGUCUAUCUUCAGAGCCAGGGAGUGAGAUGUCCACACACAUUUUGGAUGGAUCGUGGGUGUCUGUGUAGAAAAUAAAAUUCCUUCUUUAAGGUCAUAGAACCAGCCAUAUUUUGCAUAGAUGCCUGAAAGUAAGAUUCAGCCUGGUGACUGUGGGGUGCAGGUAAAGGUAAGUUUUACCUGCCUGAAGCUGUCCCUUGUGGCCUCCACAAUCUUUGUCUUGCAAGUCCUCUUCAGCACCUAGCUCUCUUUAGUUACCAGGAGCCGCAUUAGUACUGUAUUCUCACUCACGCAUGAGAGUAAGACACUUAGGUCUGAUGAUCCUGUAAGACUGGUAUCCUUCAUAAAUCGAUACCUGAAUCACACAUCUGUAAUGUUGGGAUGGGAAAAGAAGUUGACGACAGAGCUUCGCAUUUUGGCAACCUCAUAAUUUACCAUAAGACAAGGUAGUCCCUGCUUUCUCUCAUGGUAUCUUUGGAUUGCGUUGGCAUUUCUGUUAAAUACCAGUGCAGUCUUGAUGAGUAUUUCAUAAAGAAUGUAUCUUUAUAAUAUACUAAAAAAAGAUAGAUCUUCUUCAAUAAGCUGCAUUUAUAAGCCACUGUGUGCUCUACGCAGGAGUAGGACGACUCUGCACCAAAACGUUUUCAAUGAUUCAAAGUUAUUGUGCUUGGUGAACCUUUUAUCUGAUUGACACUAAUCUACAAGGGAGAUUUUGAGUAUCCGGCUUGCAAUCUCAUUUCUACAGAAAUUUCUUGAUGUACGUUUUCCAUAUACACCCGCAUAUUACUUUGAGUGGCUGAGAAUGCACUGGAAACAUUUAGGAAAUUUUAUUUACUAAUAUCAUUGUUUUCUUAAAUCAAAGACACUCCAAGCACCUUGAUUCCCUAUGUUUCUUGCAUAGGCUAUGGUGAAACUCUUUCUCCUAGUUAUUAUAACUGCACCAAUAUGUUCAUACCUAGGAUCAACUGAUUGCACAUAUCUGCGCAAAUAUUAUUAUUAUUAUUAUUAUUAUUGCCAUUUAUAUAGCACCAACAGAUUCUGUAGCGCUUUACAAUAUUAUGAGAGAGGGGAUUUUACUAUAAAUAGGACAAUUACAAGAAAACUUACAGAAACGAUAGGUUGAAGCGGGCCCUGCUCAAACAAGCUUACAGUAGAUAGGAGGUGGGGUAUAAAACAUAUUGGGACAGGAAAUAGCAAUCAAAUAAGGUGGGUGUGAAGCAAUGCUGGAGGAGAGCGUAGAGUGCUGCCCUAUAAGAGAGAGCAAGAGACAGGUAUGUGAGGUAGAGGUUAGUCUGGGAGGCCAUAAGCUUUCCUACAGAAAUGGGUUUUAAGGUACAAACAUUUGUUGUUUCUUUCUCUGCUGGGAAUAUAGGAACAGAAAUCUGAAUGGAAAGCAAAAAGCAGUGAGUUGUGAAAAUCUUUACUUCCUGUUCUCACAGAAACUGCACAUUUCAUCCCCCUCCCCUUUUUGUAAUGCAUUAUCUCAUAGCGCUUGAAAGUAUGGGGGACUAGAGUGUUAUUUCAGUCAUUGGUUACAGUUACACGUUAACUUGUUUCUUAAAAGGAUAUCCCAGGCACUAUAACCACUUCAACCCAGUGAAGUUUUAAGGUGUGAUGAGGUGCCACUUACCUUCGUACCUAAGAAUAUUGAUCAGUUAAUGAACAAACACCAAAUUUUUGAAGAUGGUGCCCAGCUGUUUCCUUUGUUGGUCAGGCGUCAAUCAAGAAGCCUACUGACAGGAGGAGAAUGCGAGCCGACACUCUAAACCUAUCACUAGCACCCCAUUCAGCAAGGUGGAUUUGAUUUAAAUCAUGUCGCUUUAUAUCACUAAUCCAUAAGACUCUAUUUAAAUCAUGAUUUUGAAAAGUGCAGACUAAUUUUUAAUGGUAGUUAUAAAUUUUACCAGUACACUCUAGGCACCCAGACAACUUUCACUCAUUGAAGUGGUCUGGGUGCAGAUUCCCCACUGCACUUGGUACUGCAGUUUUAGAAAAAACUGCACAGUCACUGUCUACAAGAACAAAUGCAGUAACAGUAAUGGAUAUAUAUAUAUAUAUAUAUAUAUAUAUAUAUUUAAUAUAAAAACAGUUCAAUUGUUUACUGUCAAAUAAAAUAAAGCCUUCACAGCACUUCUAAUGAUGUUUCAUUGGGGCCACCAGGCCUUGCAUUUAUGUGCUUUACCCAUAUUUAGAGGAACAUCAUUAAAAUAAUCACAAGCUGUGUCUCUUAUGGCCUGCUGCCAUUUUGCUCCUCAAGGGAGGAAAUAAAGCACCUAAACCUAUGUGAACCAAGAUCCCAAAGUUUGUAAGCUGCUCAGGUUUAAGUUUCAUUCUACUGCUUGCCCCUCCCUCCUUACACUUACAUCCUGGUACAGAUGCAUUUCACUCCAAACAAUCUUGAAACCUAGUACUUAAGGUAAUGUGUUCAUUGUUUGAACAAUGGGUUUAAGGUCUUUUCCUGAACUUUUUGUUUAUUUUGUUAUUUUUACUUGCAUGUUAAAGUGCAUGUUAUCUUAGCUUGAAUAACUUAGAUUAGUUACCAAAAAUGUUAAUAUUGCAUGAAUGUGCAGUCCUAUAUUGCAUAGCUCUAUUUCAUUCUGAAUAACCUUUUGAAUUAUAAUGUAUUGAAUUCUAAAAAUGAAACUCUUGAAAAAAAAAUUCUCCAAAAGCUUUUCAUUAAAAUAUAAUUGACUAAAAUAAAAAAUAUCCAAUUAAAAUCUUUUUUUUUUUCUUCGUCUUUAAAUCCUAGUUUCAUCCACACUUGUAGUCAUUAUUUCACUGAAUAAAUGCAUAUAUUUUUAGAAUUUUUAGUUUUUUGUUUUCCCGUCCCUGUUUCAUUUUCCUGGGGAAUUUCACUAGCCACGUAUGUCCCACUGCGGCGGUCCAAUUGCAAAUAUUUGCAAAGAACGUGCUCUCAACAUUUGCUGACUCUUAGUUUAGGUUCACAGAGCUAAACAAGCUAGGAAGUAACAGGACCAGUUGUAUGAUUGAAAGCCAGCUCAGUGUAACAAUGUUCAUUUAUAAAAGUGCCAAUUUCUUUUGAAAUCAGCACUAUUUAUAAAAUGCAAAAGAGGAUAAACUUUUCACACAUAAAACAUUUCAGUAAGCUAUAAUGCUUUAGGUGUCUGGAGUGUCCCUUUAAGGACAGUAAGGGGUUAAUGAAUGUUAGGAUGGAGUUACCAGAUCUAAAAUUAAUUGAACAUUUUGUAUAACAUUUUGGAGCACAGAGUGUAAACUAUGUUUUUAUGUUUUGAACUGCUCAAGUUUCUUCAAGGAGCUGGAAGCUUUACCUUUCUAAGAAUGUUGCAAUAUGUUGAAUGUUGCCUUCACAGUUAAGGACUUGUAUAACAACAUUCCAAGAACAAUUAUUGCUGUUCCUUAACCCCUUUCAGCUGGUGCGCAUACAAUGCCGUCCUAUACUAAGUGGACUUAAAUUUAAAUUUGAUGUGUAUAUUCAUGUUAAACUUUUACAUAAUUGUGUGAUUUCUUUUCAUAAAUUACAGUUUGAGGGACCUAACUGACAAAGCCCAGAGAAAUAAAUUUGCAAGCCCUAUAUUUAGCCCUGUAACCUUUCAAGACGCCAUAAAACCUGUACAUGGGGGGGUACUGUUGUACUCCGGAGACUGCAGAAUACAAAUGAGUGUUUGUUUCAAAACAGUAAAACUUAUCACGGCGAUGAUCUCAUCAGUAAAGGUGCACUUGGUGUGAAAAAUGCAAAAAAACAAAUCUGAACCCUAACUUUGGUGAGGUGUUUGUGACUCAGUGGCUACUUAAAAAAAAAAAAAAAAAAAAGACAUACCCCAGUUUGAAUGCAUGGGCUGUCUACUUUUGCAAAUGGUAUGCCACGAGGGGGGUAAUUCUCAUUCCUGGGCUGCCAUACGGUCUCAAAGGCAACAUAACCAAAUCUGGCAAAUUUCAAUGUGUAAAAACUGAAAAGGGGAAAACCCUAUACUAGACAUGGGGGUGCUGUUGUACUUGUGAGACAUGACUGAACACAACUAUGUUUUAUUGCAGUACGAACAUUCAACAUUAUGACAUUUACAGUUAAGCCAUGCUGAACUAGGAAUAUAAAAUCUUAUUUUUUCACUUUUUUCUUUACUUUUUAAGAUUUUAUCCAUAUUAAAUUGUUUAAUAUAUACAUUUAUGAUGAGAAAUGAAAGCCAUGUUUCUCCUAAACAAGAUGCUAUAUAAUAAGUGUGAGUGCACUUAAUAUGAAAGAGGAAAGUAAUGGUUGAACAAAUAUAUAUAGAUCAAAUUCUCGAUUUAAAUUUGAUCAGAACUUAUACAUGUAUAAUGUCCAUGUGGAUGUAUUAACCUAUGUUGUAUGUUUUCUUAUAUAUAAAUUCUUACAGAUUUGCAUACGUUUCACUGGUUGUGUUAGCUUCUGCAGCCCUAAUGUACAUUUACAAAAUGUACAUGCACAAAAAUAUUGAAACCUUAAGUCAAAUGAAAAUAUAUUUCAAAAGUGCAACUGUUUUUAUCUUAAAUAUUCAAGGGAAAGCCUAAUUUUCUUUAUUUUUAUAUAUAAGCUGGUACUUUUGUAAAGGCUUUUGGUGCACCUUUUUCCACACACAAAAUCGAUUUUAAAGGGAGAGUCUCCACAACAUAACUACUAACAGCUCAGUAUAGUGGUUAUGCUGCCAUUAGUAUGACAAAGGGUCUCUUCAGCAGAAUCUAUAUGGUUCCUGCACCUCUCUGUCAAUGUUAAACACAGAUCUGCAUACCAGUAAAGCCAUAAGACUUGCUUUUCCCACAGAAAGCUCAAAUCUGCAGUGAUGUUACUACUCUAAGAGAUUUUGGGUGGGCAUAUGCAAAUGAGUUCAACAAAGAAUCAAAUCUUUGCCUCAAUAUUCCAUUUUAAACAUUAAUUCCUUGGAGUUUGUGUUUUCUGUAUACAACAGCUUUGAAACAACUCAUGAAGAGAUGCAAAGCCAGUGAACCACUCAUGGACAGCUGUUUCUUUAUAAAUGCAACUCGCCAGCAUGAGGUUGGUUACUGUCUUGCGGCUUUGUUUAACUAAUUUGCAUAUACCCAUCCAGAAUCCCUUGCAGUAGUAACAUCAGAUGUAACUUCACAAUGUGCAGCGCAGAAUGUUUCUCAUAGCGAUGCAUUGAUUCAAUACAUCUCUAUGAGGAGAUUCUGAUUGGCGCAGCGCAUCAGCCUCCCAAUGCUUUUCUACUGUAAAGCAUUGGAUUGGCUGAGAUCUUUUUGAUGUUCUCAGCCAAGGAGGCAGAGCGGGGACGAGGCCAGCCAUGGCAGACCCGUGCACUGCUGGAAUAAAGGUACAUUUGUAUUACCUUUUCACAGGGGAAAAGUGGACUGGCUACAUAAAUGUUUUGAACACUGUAGUGUGAAGAAUACACUUUUAGUAUCCCUGACACUGUAUGUUUCUUUAAAGGAUCACAAUAGUGUCAGGAAAACAAACUCGUUUUCCUGACACUAUAUAACCCUUAGGUCCCCCCCCUCCCGCUGGGCUGAAGGCCCUUCAGCUUCUGACUUUAAUCCAGUGCCACGCUCCCUCGGCAUUGGUGACCUCAGCUCUCGAGUGGAGUGGAAUGUGCAUGCACGGCCAUAGCUGCGCACGCAUUAAAAACGCCCAUAGGAAAGCAUCAGAAAGACAGCCACUAGAGGCUGGAUUAACACUGCAAUGUAAACAUAGCAGUUUCUCUGAAACUGCUAUGUUUACAUCUGAAGGGUUAAAACCUGGGGGACCUGGCACCUAGACCACUUAAUUGAGCUAAAGUGGUCUGGGUGACUAUAGGGGUCCUUUAAUACUUGUCUAUCAAGCUUAUAUUUACGCAUACCCUUGUCCACAUAACUUCAUAGUGUGCAGAUACCACACUACCACACUCUGCUUACUUUAAUACCCCAUUCAUAAAUUAAUAUUCAACUCUAUAGCAAAUGUUGUGCAGAUACUUAGCUCGGUUUGCUUAUUUUAAUAUACCACUCAUAUACACAUAAUUAUCCUUUUAUAUUCUAUUACUUCAUUGCUAGAGGUCAGCGUAGUACUAUACUGUGAAUAAUAAUUGCAUCAUUUUAUAUUCUUGAGAACUCUGACUUCUGUUUCUUUUAGGCCACGUACCUCUAAUUUUAGAUGUUGCUACAAUUCUAAUAAAAAGGUGGUGUAAUCUUGACAUGUACUGCCAACUUUUCAUAGCAUGCUUGUUCUUGUGGUAAUAUCUUUAUUAUAUAUGCACUGCAAAAUAAAAAAAUUUAAAAAGAGAGAAAAAGUUUAAAUGCACAAAUUGUAACUUUUAAAAAAAAUUUAUUUAUUACUUUUAAUACUUUUCUUUUUUUGGCUAGUUUAUACAAGGCCAGCUUGAGAGCAGCAGAUCUUUUAUUUCUACAAGUACAGAUGCAGCCUUUCAUGAACAAACCUUAGAUUCAGACCUUGGAAAGCAGUCUGCUAUAACGGGAAAAAAAAACUGCAUACGUAAUGAUACGUACAAGUUAGAUGAAAGUAUACUGCUCAUUAAAACUCUCUCUCUAUAUAUCUAUGUGUGUGUGUGUGUGCAUAGCCUCUGUACAAUGAAUUAAUGAAAUAUAUACAUAUAUACACACACUGAAAUAGACUGUUUUUGCCUCAAUUGAUACAGAGCACUUUUUAUAAAUACAGGAUUAGCCAAACCAAUUCUGCUACUUUUCAAUGCUCUAAUCAUAAAACGGACACUCUAAACACCAUAACAACUACAGCCAACUGGCCAUAGUCAUCUCAAAACAAUUUUUAGAAUGGUCCUAUAGGCAUCCACGUAUAACUUGAUGAUCUCCAGCAGGAAACUGGAGCUAAACUUCCAGGAAGUAACAAAAGCAGUUGUCUGACAGCCAGACAGUGUCACAAGGCAAAAGGGAGAUUUUAAUCUCCCUUAAUUACUAAUACUAAGCAAUCUGUACUUAGAACCUUUUAGUAGGUGGCUCCCUAUAUUCUGAGAGAGGAAGAAAGGUAAGUUUGGCAUGACAGUGCCGCUUUAACCCCUUAAGGACACAUGACAUGUAUGACAUGUCAUGAUUCCCAUAAAGGGUUAAAGAAGAAGAAGCAUGUAGCAUGUGACCUGUUUUGCGAUGAAUGUGCUCCUGUCGCAAACUAACUUGGUAAGCAGAUUAUAAUUUUAGGAUCUACGGCAUUCUCCAGCUCUUCCAGUCAGUCAAUCCUCGUCUCGUGCCGCUAGCAAAGAGAGGUCUAUACUUAGGAUUGAGUGACGUGCCGGAUUGUCCAAUUUUUUUUAAAGUAGUAGUACAUUAAAUAUAUAAAUUUCAGUUAGAUUUCAGCUAGCACCUGUAUAGAUGAAAUGUAAUGUAUUUUAAUCUAAUCCUAAGCAGUGUGUGUCAUAACUGGUACACUUUAAACCUCUAAUGAAAGAGUAUGAUUAAUGCUGUUUUUCAUAUCGGAAGAGAAGUACAUACCUUCUUCAUUUUACACAUUAAUGUUACCACCGCUAAGACACGUAAAACACAAAGACCUCUGUAUUUUGUCACAGUUAGUGUUCCCUGCUGGUAUUUAACAUAGCUUUCAUUCUCAGACUUAAUCUCAAUUUAUAAUCAGCUUUGGCUGUGGAUUGUAAAUUAUAAUAAACCAUGGUAAUUGUGACUUUAAAAAACGUUCUCCUUUCAAUCCAACCUAUGUUUAUUCACUUGCAUAAAAAUAAUUUUCAAAUUUGUAAUUUACUUUUUUAUUUUUUCAUGCAGCAGCUUUCUCAAACUCCUACCGAGUCAUUUACUAAAGUAAGAAUCGAAUGCAAAAUUUAUUUCAAAUCUAAGGCCAAAAUAGCUAAACUGAGAGCUCAAAGUCCACUAUACUUCUAGUUUGGCUGCUUCUGCCUUAAAUUUGAAAUUCACCUAAUUCCUGACGGCUCUAACUUUAGUGAAUAACCCUACUAGUGAUUCCACGGCUAUAGCCUCUAACAGCCAUACAAAGCACAGCUGCAUGAUGUUCUUUAGCUGGCAGAAAUCAACACAGCUCCCAUGCAGGUCAAACUGCAGUGAUGCAGGAUGUUUUGGCAUGCAUCCCUGCAGAGUAAGUUGCUGGAGAACUGUGCUGAUUAGUAUUAGUUAAAGAACAGCACAAUAUAUGACUGCUUCAUAACAUGUGACACCAGAAAUGAUGCUACCAACAGCUGACAAAGGUAAACGAGCAGGAAAGGCCUCAUAAAAUAUUAAAACGUGGAAAGAGAUGGCUAUGGAAAUUGGGACAGUAAUGAGUACACAGUGACAGGUUGAGAAAAAAGGGUGAAAGCAAUAUACGGAGAAAUGAGUAGGGGAUGAUGUUGCCAUUUGCCAACUUUUCCUUGCUGUUAAUACGCAUUUAAGGUGGCAGAUAUUAAGAAUUUCAAGUGCUAACCUCGCCAAUCCUUAUCUAUUAUAUAUGGGUCUUUUUUUAUCAAUGCAUAUAGUAUAUGUGUUCCCUUGCAAAGUGUGCCUUGGCUGUGUCAGCAUUGAAUUAUAUUGUGGCAUUGAUAGCCAAAUCAUUAAAGGGAUACUCUAAGCACCAAAACAACCUUGCCUUAAUGUAGUAAUUUUGGUGUAUAGGCCAUGCCCCUGCAGUCUCACAGCUCAAUCUUCUGCCAUUUAGGGGUAUACCUUGUUAUACAAGUUAUACUCUGGGAACAUUCCCUGAACAUAGAUUAGAGCAGGGGUGGGCAAUCUGUGGCCCUCCAGAUGUUUUGGACUACAUCUCCUUUGAUGCUUUGCUAGCAUUAUGGCCCUAGGAGCAUUGUGGGAGAUGUAGUCCAAAACAUCUGGCAGGCAGUAGAUUGCCCACCCCUGGAUUAGAGGGAUUCCCUGCUCUGGUGCGUUUUUUUUGUUUGUUUUUUGUUUUUUGUUUUUUUUUUAUGUUCAGGGAAAUUUACGUAGUCAAACGAUCCAGCUCUCUAACAUGGGGAAUUCCUUGAAUCCCAAUGCUAGAGAGCUGGUGAUAUGUGUGACACGUCGUAAAGCAAGUAGGUCAUUAAGUGAGGACCACCUGUACUGCCUAAUAACACCUCUAGUGGCAGUCACUCAGAUGGCCACUAGAGGUGCUUUCGGGAGCACUGACGUUCAACAUUUCCUUAAUUAUAUUAAACUUAAGUUUCAUUUGUGUGUUCGGGUGUGUCCUGCAUUUGGAGGUGUAAGCUAUGAGUCAAGCAAUCUAUUGUAUAACAGGUGUAUGGCUAGCGAUUCACACCUAAUAUAGGGCAGGUUGUCUUCAGGCUCCAUUAGGUAAUAUAAAUAUAUUGGUGUUCAGGUGUUGGGUGCUUUUCACAAUGACAUAACAGAUUCAUUGAAUAGUCAGUUGUUUAGAUCUGUGGUAUCUGCAGAAUUAAAAUUUGUAACCCGCCGUAUACAUACUCCAUUUAAUUUAUGAUUAUUGCAUUGAGGUUCAUGUGAUAUACUGAUCCACCAAAGCCUGACAGCUACUUACUGAUCCCUGGUUAGAGUAUUGAUUUAAAAACAACAGUGCAAGUUUAGUUAAACGCAUGGUGUGUAUGUGAGAUUAUAAGACUAAUUGGCCACAUGUGCUUUUUAAAUUGCUAAAAUGUGGAUUUGAGGACUGACAUUAGAAAUGUAUGUGAUGCCCUUUAUAUAUUAUACAUUUGUUUAUAUAUCCUGUGCAAAUACAUAUUAAUUGUUCUGAUCCAUACAUAUUUAUCCUGAUACAUGCUUUCUGGAUACUUGUGUUCAGUAUCAGACAAGUGUUUUGCUUUUGUGUUUUAUGUUUAUUUCAUUUUUGGAAAUUUUCAGUAAAGUUUAAAUUAUUAAAUGUGGCUCAUUCAAAAGUACCUCCUGACUAAUGAGUAGCCAGUCUACUUCAAUAUCUACUUUUAUGUUGGAAUUUCAAUUAAGUUCCAAUGCAGUAAAAGCGUAAUACAGAGUAAAAGAUGAGGUUGACUAAAGGUAGGAGCUUCCGCUGUCAAAUUUAGUCGGUUGUUGAAAAGAGGCAUAUUUUCACAAAUUGCAAGAUUAGAUAUCAGGAGGAUCACUUACAAGAUUGUCCAUAGACCUUUGUGCUUACUCUUGCACAGGAGUACAAUAGUGAUGUGAGCUCAGGAUGGAUGUGCGGAAGAAAGAUUAACCCAAGAGUGAGCCUUUAGAUUAUGUUAAAAGGAUGGUGGAUGUUGCAGUUCUUGAACAUAUGGGGAUUUACCAAUUACCCACUCCCGGUCUAUACUUCUUUAUGCAUACUGUUCUGAAAUGGACAUUCAAGUAAUUGCAGGGCUGCAUGCAGCUACUGAAUCUGAAUAAGCAAACAUUCUAUGUUUGCAUACAGUCAGUGUGGCACUGCCAUUUCCCCCACCUGCAAAAUUAGUAUUUCGUAAAGAUAGAAUCAUUCUGAAUCCUAUUGACUGUGUUGGAAUAUCACUGAUAUUCCAACCCAGAUGGUGACUCAUUCAAAAUUAGAUUUUGUCCCCAAGCAAGUACUAUACACAUUUAAAUUUCAGUGGUUAUAUACCCUGUGUUCCAGGCCACCAUCAAUCCAAAUGGAAACGUUUGGUCCUAUAUCCUCUUUUGUACUUGCCACCGAAAUAAUAUAUUUUCCAUUUUUCCAUUCCAAAGAUAUUUCACUCUUCUUACUUGUGACCCAAUUAUAGCGGACAUCUCAAUCCCUUCCCAUAUAUCUUAAGUUACGCCAAUCAUGUUUAGGCUUUAUUAGAAGGUUGUGCUUGUCCCAUUCUAAAUAUAAUAAAAAUGAGGCUUAAUUAUUAAUCUGUGGGUAAGUAUUAUGUUUCUUUUGGAUAUGGUACUGGAACACAAGGGUUUUCUUGAAGGCUAAUGGUUAUUAACAGAUCAAUUAAGUUUCAGGCUAUGUGGUCGAAGUCAGUUUACAUUGGAACUAGACAUACAGGCAGCUCAUGUGUGGGCUUUCAUACCUUGCAGAGUAGUUUUGUUGGGGUAGCAGCUUCAAAGAGGAAUUUAGCAUGUAAACCUUCUGACCUCCAAUACAAUUAAUUCAAAACUGUAACUUUUGGUCCUUUAAAGUGUUAACACGUUACAAGUGUAUAUAGUGUGUGUGUAGGAAGAAAAUGUGAUUUAUUGCAAGUAAUGGAUCCACAUGCAAUUCCCCUUAAAUUUUAUUUAUUUUUUUGUUUUGUUUAUCUUUCAUUUAGCAGCUUCUCUCCUUGAACGGGUAGCAGAACUAGAGAAAAACAAUGCAGAAUUUCUACGCACUAAACAGCAACUUGAGCAGGAAUUUAAUCAAAAGAGGGCAAAAUUCAAAGAGCUGUAUUUGGCAAAAGAAGGUAAGUAAAGUUUUUAAUUAGGCUAUGUCAUGUUUUAUAAAAAAAUUAUCUGAAUAGUUAUGAGCAAGCAGGGCCGGCGCGUCCUAUAGGCUAAGUAGGUGGCGGCCUUGGGCGCCUACUUGGUGUGGGUGGAGGGGGGGCACAGGCAGUGGCUUUACUGCUUGUCUGGCCGCCCCCCUAUCAAGUGGGAUUGAAUAUAUAUAUAUAUAUAUAUAUAUAUAGCAGGUCGCGUUACCAGGUGCUAGGGAGCACUUACUUGUAGAAUAGCGCUUUGUAGAACGUUGGUCCUGCAUUCACCACAGCCGGCUAAGUCAGGAUCCCUCUCCCAGUCAAACAGCGGAAGGGCGUGUAAUUUACUCGCUCCCACCCCUUGCCCUGUACGUGGGAACAAGGGGGCGGGAGAAAAACGGGAAAUGGGGCUUGGGGAAAAAGUGUUGGCCACCGGGCGCAUUAAAGAAGACUGGAUUGAAGAGCAAUGUGCAAUAAAGAUAAGAGAGAAUGCACAGUGUUUCAUAGAAUGUGUCAGUUUGUUUCAGUCAGUAUGUCUGUGUAUAUGUCUGCUCGGGUCUGUCUGUCUGUGUCUGUGAGUGAGUUUGUUUCCCAGUACAUUUGGCCGCCCACCUGUCCUGCUUACUGCAGUUGGCUGAACAAGAGAAAUCCAUUUAAAAAAAAAAUAUAUUAUACGAGGAUUAGUCUUCCAGUCAGGCCUUGUUGGCCUAGUGUCAGAUCCAGUGUUCAAUAGUGCAUAGAGCAGAUGGCUAACUUUGACACUAUAAAUUGUUUCUGGACUACAUUUUCCAUGAUUAGUGUAACGGACCACCUGGCCCCCAAACUGGGUACCUCCGUUCAUGGAUGCUCCUAGCGCUUCCUGAGGGCUCCAAGCACUCCAGCUGACACCAUAACCACCGUAGACUCCUUCAGAGAGCUAGACAGGAACAAGCUCUUACAAGAGCUUAGUAGUGAUAUAGCAAGAGAGUAUGACUAGCAUAGCAAUCCCUUGUAGCAUAUUCCCUUAAGAGACGGCACUCCAAAUUGAGGGUGAAGUAGCACUGAAGUUUUAAUGAAACAUUCUGCUUUUAUGCACAUUUUACACACAUAGUACCGCCCACCGGGUUUUGAAGAACAACAAUCCAACACGUACAAUAUAGUAAAACACUCCCAUUCAUUCCCACCAAAUCCUCCCCUCUGCCUGUGAUAUAAUUACUGAACACAAUGGGUUAAUGUAAUUAUCACAGGCAGGAAAAAUAUACUUUUUAUAUAUGUACUGUAAUUUUAAAACUAUACAUUCAAUCUUCAUAAAAAUUACAUAAUCAGCAUAUUUUAAAUAUAAACACUCUCAAAAAUCAUACAAAUCUCUCCAGUAGAUAAAAAGUUAGACGGAAGUUAUUUGUGACUGACCGCAAGCACAUUUUCCUGCCCAAAACAGUUCCAUAGAUUUGGGCUGUGCGGUCGGUCAAUUUCAUACUGAAAAAAUGACUAAGUCCCAUUCGAAUGAGCGUUCGAAUCGCCGAACUAGACUUAGUCUCUGUGGCUGAAAACUCAGUGGAGGAGAAGGUAAGGGUCAGCAGUGUUCGGCUAAAUGUGUAGCCGAUUUCAGUUCCAUUAAUUUGACUGCACACACCGCUGACCUUGUUCCCCUGAAUAAAGAUGGCCGCCGCCACAUGUUCGUUUGUACGAACGGCGGCCCCCCAGCAGUCGGUAAUUUACCUACAGCAGCCUCCCAGCCUGGGAGGUAAAUUAGACGCACACUUCCACUUCUGGGUGGUCCGCCUGUGUGGUACUUGGUUCAGUAAGCCCCAUUUACUGAACCAAGUGGGAGAAAGCCAUGCACAAAGGAUUUUAAAGGUCUGGGGACAUAGUCUUAAAGGGGCAUUGUCACACAAAGUCUCAAUAUGUCCCCAGACGGUUCUUAAAGGGCCAGCACGGUCCAAUACAAGUCCAUAAGCCCCAAUGCUGUUUUUAAAGUGUCCAAUCUCCCAGGGGCCAUUGUCACAGGGCAGGAGGCUGGCAAGCAGGCCCCUCCAAAAACUCAUGGCAAACUCCCUUAAAAGGGUGAGUUUGCUACACUUAGCUAGCGUUUAGAGUCUAAAUGCUAGCUGAGCAUCAUGGGAAAUGUAGUCCAGAAACAAUUUAUGGUGUCAAGGGAUGUAAUAUAGUAUCUGUUCAUAUUCAGUGCACACUACACACCAUCACCUGGUAGCUAAAACAUGCACACCUAUUCUUUCUCUCAACACUUUGAAUUUGCAAGGUGUGUACCCGGAAUCUUUUAGGAACACAUGGCUUAUAUAGCUUGUAUAUAUUUCACUUUUGAUCUACUUUUGUCAUUGAUCCAUUAUAUGACUGGUCCAAAAAAGUUAAAUUACAAAAUCAUUGCUAUCAAGCAAGGAAUGUUUGAGUCUUGUCAAAAAGCUACGAGAGAGGCCAUACCGUCAGCUAGUAGAAACAUACUGGAUACCGCACUCACCAAAUAACCCAGGUGCUCUGAAGCCAGGGCUGGCCAGGCCUCCCUUCCAAGAUAUGCAGAAUAAAUAACAGGUCAGGCACUCCUGGAAAACAGAAAUAGCAGCUUUAUUGGGGCAAAAGCAGAAUGGGUCUUUAUCAAGCUUGAUAAAGACCCGGUUGGGUUGAAACAUUGCUGUUUUUGCUCCAAUAAAACUUCUAUUUCUGUUAUUCGGAGUGCCUGAACCGUUAUUUAUCCUGCAUACCCUCACCUUGUAACAUAUAUGCAACAAUCACAUGCAUCUAUAUUACUAAAAAAAAUAUAAAUGCUACUGAUAUGGAAGGGUUUUCAAAUCUUUUGCUCCCUGUAAAGUGAAAACCCUGCAUUCUCCUCCUUUUCUUCCCCCCCUCUUCCAUCCUGGCUUUGAAAAAGGUUUUUCUUCACUUUAAGAUGACAAUAAUUAAAAUAGAGCUGACUCUGAUAAAUGUCUGUGGUAGCUUCCUCUAGCAGAUAACAACUUGCAAGUCAGAGAAAAUGAAGAUUGAAUUUCAUUUGGAACUGUCACAUCCUGUUUACCUAAUAAGAGAGCUUUCUGCAUUCACAGGGUUAACUUAUUUCCAGUCACAAUUUACUCAAAUUAAAGGUAAAAGCUGAAUGAUUUAGAACCGGAGUCUCAAACCUAAUGUAACUUGUGCACAGAUACAGGGAUAUGCCAUUCUAUUAUGUUCCUGUGCCCAUUACACACCGUAGCUGUGCUCCCUACCCCCCUCCCACCGACUCUGCUCAGGCACCCUACAUUAGUGGGAAAACAGCCGUGAACAGAGUUGCCAGACUGUUCAGUUACACACUGGACAUCUUCUAGUUGUCAGGUGUCUGGUUAAUUUUUAUAUUGCCUGUUUCUAUUGAAUUCUUGUGUCCUUCCACUUGUGUUUAAUUCUGUCUGCAUUGAAAGAUGUGUUGGUAAUGUGUAUUUUCAAGUACAAAGUGUACAUUUUACUUUUUUUUUCUUUUUCAAUUUUGAGCAGUAUAGAAUGUGUUUCAGAAAAGCAAUUUAACUUUUCAGACCACUAGAGCACUUUGGGUUGCUGAAGUGCUAUAUAUUGUGUUUUGUUUUUUUUUGUUUUUUUUUUGUUUUUUUCAUUUUACAAAAAGUACAGAUUUCAAUAUAGAAUGAUCCAUUUAUAAAGUAACCUGGUUACAUCCCCUGGCUUUCCGACAGCUGUUUCUGUUACUUCCUGGUUGUUUAGCUUAGUGAAGCAAAACUCAAGAAUUUGCAAUUCUUCAGAUCACCUACCUUGCAAAGACUUCUCAUCUCAUUGAACUGCAUUGGGAAGUCUGUGAUUAGACUGCUACAGAAAGUCUGGGGAUUUGCUUCUUUUGUGAUACGUUUGUUGUUUGGUUUUUUUAGAUAUAUUCCAAAUGAAAAACGCCUAAAUGUGAAUUUUUUGGUUUUUUUAAUUUAAAUUUUUUAAUGUCUUUUUUUUUAAAUUAUUAUUAAAGCAUUUUUUUUUUUUUUUUUCUUUUUUUACAUUUUUUUUAUUUGGGCAAUGGAGUGUCCCUUUAAUAUAAAUUUCUUGUGACCCUUUAACUAGCUCUGUGGCACAUUCAUGUUUUAAAGGGACACUGACAGUAAAGCCACAACAGCCAUUGUAGUUUUUAUAGGGCUGUAGCUCCAUGUCUAAACAAGAAAUUUCCCAAUAACCAGUACUCUUAACAAUGGUGCACCGCUCUUCAGCCACACUCAUAAUGCACAAGUAUAUUAAAAGUAGUUCUUAACCCCUUAAGGACACAACUUCUGUAAUAAAAGGGAAUCAUGAUGGAAUAUUUCCGUCAUGUAACCGUAAGGGUUUAAUUAUGAAGCCUCAUUAUGUCCUUUCUAAUUAUAAGCUGAAAGCAUGAGCUAACCUUCUCCCAGCCUACUUGCCACCCAGAAAGUGGAAGCGUGGUUUCCUGCAUUAUCCGUGUAGCAGAAAAGGAACAAGCUUCAGGUGCCCGGGAGAACUUGAGUUUUUGACAAACACCCAAACUCAUUUGACAUGGUAUAGUACCUAUAGACUUAAAGCACAAUGUUGAGCUGUUGUGGCUAUUGUGCUUGGAGUGCUCCAUCAAGCCCUCAUCUGUGGAAUUCUGUACUAGUUCUAAAGAAAGUUUUCUAAUAUUUGCGCAGAAGCAGAAACCAUAUCAGGAAGAUGACCAUGCCAUUGGGUCACUUCCUCUGGUGUUGAGUCGGGAUACCAUGCAGAUGCGUAAUGAAUUCAUGCCAGAACAGGGGCAUUUCAUAUGAAUUAAACAUUGCAUUCUGUUUUUAAACUUGGCAUACUGAAAUGUCACAUGAGGUAAGAGCCUAUGCAAAGUUACUUGUUCAUAUGUUAUCUAUUUAUGAAGUUAUAGGAGUGAAAAAUGUGUGGUCUCUAUUUUUAAAUGUAUCUCAUUAUUUCAGUGACCAAGGGAUCAAGAGUUAUAGUAGAUUCAGUAAAACUGAUAUCCCCAAUUACAGUAAUUUCCUUACCACAGACGCAGGGUGCAAGAGAAUGAGAACUACAACAGCUCAAGUAGCUUGCCUUUUGGUGGGUCCUCGCUCAAAUCUCAAGCUGGUUUUAACUCCUCUUGUGCUAUUUCAAAGUCAACCUAGGCCAUAUUCAUGCCAGACUGAUUCAAUCAAAAAGGAGGACCAGAUCCAAAAUGCAGGUUGUCUGUUUCUCCACGGGAGAUACAGCCAGCCCAGAUGAUAAUUUUGGCCUUGUUAGGCCUCAUUAUUGAGGUAUAGCUGAUACCCUUCUAAGCACAGUGAGUGUGAGGUCCAUGUAUGGAUUAAACUUUAAACUGGAGGAGAGAAAAAAACAAGAUACAAGACAAUACUGAGAAAGAAUCCUAGAUUUAUUACAUCACAGAUCAGAACUUUUCCCAGAAUUACAUGAACAUGCAAACAUUUGUAAAAAGUGCCUUACAGGGACACUAUUGUCACCAUAACCACCAGAAGCUGGUGUCUAUAGCCUGUAACUGCAGGCUGAGCACUGUAAACACUCUUUCCAGAGAAAAGGCAGUGUUUACAUUCCCUCAGACAGCCACUAGAGGUGCUUCUUAGUACAAUGCUGCAUGGAGACGCUGAAUGCUACCCAUAGGGAUGGAUUGAUUCAAUGCAUCUCAAUGAGGAGGUGCUGAUUGGUGCAGCUUUUUGCCGUGCAUGCACAAUAGCUUCCCAAUGCUUUCCUAUGGGAAAGCAUUGGAUUGGCUGAGAUCAUCAAGAUUGAAUAUCUCCGCCAUGGAGGUGGGGCCAGCCACUGCGAGACCAGAGCAGCGUGGUGAAAAUGGUAAGUUUAAACACCUUUUUACUGUGGCCGGAGUGGGGCUGGGAACUUAGUUUUACAAUAUAUUGGUGGACACUAUAAUGUGCCUUUAAGUUGCUUUGUGUGAUGCAUAAUAAGGAACAGUCUGAAGAGAACACUUGUUUUUAUGAAGACCGGUUUUAACAGUUGAUAGACCUACAGCUAUGAAAUUGUUAAAUGAUAGUAAACGUAGUUUGGGUGGAAUGCCAGUCAAGAAAAAUAUUUAAAAAAUCUAACCAGUGUGAAAAGACACUGCAGAAAGUAAAUGAAACUAUUCAGAGGACAGUUUAUUCUUAUGUGAGAAGUGAAGUAUCUCCAGUGUCAGUCAGUGCAUAGAGUGGGGUGACAAAACAGCUGAAAGAAAAGUUUACAUGACAUCAGAUGAAGCUAAUGGGUCCAUGUACUCUGUGUUACCUAAAACUUGGAUUUAGGUUCAAUUCAGCACGAGUUCGGAGUAACUAAAUUGCAAAAAAAUAUUAAUUUUACAUUCCCAUGUCCUGUACUACUUAAAGCAUCAUUAUAGGGUCAGGAACACAAACAUGUAUUCCUGACCCUAUAGUGUUAAAACCACCACCUGGGCCCCUCAUGCCUCCCUAAAAAUAGCAAAAUCUUACUGUAUUCAAGACUGAAGUUAUAACUCUCCAUGCUGUUUGACUCAGAAUAAAAAGCAGUCUGCUGACAUCAGAAGUGGUAGCCUGAUCCAAUCACAAUGCUUCCCCAUAGGGUUGGCUGAGACUGACAAAGAGGCAGAUCGGGGCAGAGACAGCAUGAUUCAAACACACCCCUGGCCAAUCAGCAUUUCCUCAUAGAGAUGAAUUGAAUCAAUGAAUCUCUAUGAGGAAAGUUCAGUGUCUGCAUGCAGAGGGAGGAGACACUGAAUGUUUGGAUGCAUUUUAGGCAGCCAUGACCCAGGAAGGAUCUCUACCAGCCAUCUGAGGAGUGGCCAGUGAAGUUAUCACUAGGCUGUAAUGUAAACACUGCAUUUUCUCUGAAAAGACCGUGUUUACAGCAAAAAGCCUGAAGGUAAUGAUUCUACACACCAGAACAAAUUCAAUAAGCUGUAGUUGUUCUGAUGACUAUAGUGUCCCUUUAAUGCCUUGCAACAUAUACUAGAAAAUGUACUAAUUUCUGCAUCACUUGCACAUAUUUGAACGCUAAUAAAGUCCUUAUAUCUCUUCAAUUGACUUCAAGGUGCAUUUGAGCAAUCUUCACUCUGCAAAGAUCACAACGGAAUUUAAAUUUGUGAUAUGACAUGUAAGACAGAACAGGUUUAAACUUGCUGGGAGUAAGGAAAAUCCUUUGAAAAUCCUAUGUUUCUGAAUAUAACAUGGCUCCUGAUCUCUCUGGGGAACAAAAAGCUCUUAAAGACCUUUCCAAACUAAAUCACUUCUCGAGGUGCCCUGUUUACCGAAAUAUUGAAUGUUAACCAGUGCUUUAAAAAAAAAAAAAAAAAAUUGCAAAUAUUGCACCUUUAUAACUUUGUAAAUAUAGAAGAUAUGGACCAGCAAAGUUGCAUAGACUUAUACACCAGGUGGCCCUUUCAGUAUGCCAAAUAAAAAAAUUUAAAAAAAUAAAUCAAAAAUGAGGUUGAGCGUUGUUGAUUUUGACAUGAAAUGGAACCGGCAUAGACAGCUUGCUCCCUUUUAAAAGGCUCUAGUCACCCAGACCACUUCAUCUCAUUGAAGUGAUUUGGGUGCAGUGUCCCUGUCCCCAUAUACAUACACUGUAAAACAUUGACUGUCACUAGAGACUAUUACACAGCACUGACUUAAAGGACCACUCUAGGCACCCAGACCACUUCAGCUUAAUGAAGUGGUCUGGGUGCCAGGUCCUUCUAGGGUUAACCCAUUUUUUUAUAAACAUAGCAGUUUCAGAGAAACUGCUAUGUUUAUGAAUGGGUUAAGCCUUCCCCCUAAUCCUCUAGUGGCUUUCUCAUUGACAGCCACUAGAGGCGCUUGCGUGCUUCUCACUGUGAUUUUCACAGUGAGAGCACGCCAGCGUCCAUAGGAAAGCAUUAUGAAUGCUUUCCUAUGCGACCGGCUGAAUGCGCGCAGCCAGUCGACAGGGCGGAACGGAGAAGGAGGAGAGCUCUCCGCCCAGCGCUGGAAAAAGGUAAGUUUUUACCCCUUUCCCCCUUCCAGAGCCGGGCGGGAGGGGGACCGUGAGGGUGGGGGCACCCUCAGGGCACUAUAGUGCCAGGAAAACGAGUAUGUUUUCCUGGCACUAUAGUGGUCCUUUAAUAAAACUGUCAUGUGACCUGGUAGCCCCACAGGGAAAGCAUUGAUACAAUGUGCAUUAGAUUCCCCUAACAAGAUGCAUUGGAUUGGAACAGAGAUGAGCAUCAUGGAGAUAGUUUCUCCAGGGAUUUGUCUUGGCUGAGAUUCUGUUUUGAUGAUCAUAAAAUAUUCUGCAUUACCGCUUCAAUUUUUUCUUUACCUGUAUCUGACUACUUUUCUUGCAGAGGAUCUUAAGCGGCAACAUGCUGCUGUACAGGCUGCUCAGGAAGAGAUUGCUCAGCUCAGUCUUCAGUUAACACAAGCUCAAGCAGACAUGGAGCAUAUCAGGGCUAUAGCCACUGUGUCUGAGAACACCAAACAGGAAGCCAUAGAUGAAGUGAAGAAGCAAUGGCAAGAAGAAGUUGUAUCUCUUCAAGCAAUCAUGAAAGGUGGUUAUUCUCCGUUGUUUUCUUUGAUUUUUUUAUUUAUUUAUAUAAACAUCAGUGGGUUUUCUGGUUUAGCAAUAGUUUUUAAAGUACAUUUCAGAGUCUUAUAGUCAACCCCAGAAAAUCCCAGACAUGGUCAGAAACAGAUGUGAGAUGUCAGCCUAUUGUAGUUUUAGUACUAUCGUUCUCCAGGUUCUGUGUCAGACAAUUUUCAUGCAGUUUAACACAGAGUAUCCCCAAGUGCCUUCAGCUUAAUAUAUCAGGCCCCAAACAGGUGGACACCAAAGCCUGCACCUGGAAUUGUGUUUCGAAAAAUGUAUUUAUUGAGCUAUGUGCAAAUGGGUAGGGGCAAGACAUCCUAAUCUAUUUUGUACAUACUGUUAGUACUUCAUCAGAGGCCAAUACAUACCCCCUUGGUUGCCUUUCCGUCUGCCCCCUUGCUUACUAUUUGCUAUACUUCUACAUUAGCAAUUUCUUCCAAAUGAGAAAAUUUGAACUGCAUUGAUUAGCACAAUGUGUCAGCUGCUGCCAUUUGCCAAGAUACAAUAUAUUAAAAUUAUUAAUUUGUUAAAUAGUGUUUUCAGGACAGAAGCCCCAUUAUCUUAGCUGCCUAUUAAAAAAAAUAUGUAUCUCAGUUCAUUUGCAUGUAUUAUAUUUAAGUAGGCUAAUAUUCAUAGUUCUUGAAUACCCCCUGCUUUUGGUAUGGCCUGAAUGUGCUCACUUUCCUCUUUCUCCCCCAAUGAAUUUCCAGAGACAGUGCGUGAGUAUGAGCUGCAGUUCCAUCACAGACUGGAGCAAGAACGUGCUCAGUGGGGUCAGUACCGGGAAUCGGUAGAAAGAGAGAUUACAGAGCUCAGGAGGCGGCUAUCUGAAGGACAACAAGAGGAAAAUCUAGAAAACGACAUGAAGAAGGUAUGCUAAAUCAGUUCUCUGGAUGUGAUGUAUGUUUCCUUCAAUAUAGUAUUAUGUCGCUAUAUUUUUAUGCAAUAUUAAGAUCUGUAAAACAACCAAUUCAGUAUUUGCCAGCAAUUCUUCUCAUCCGGCAUUAAAAACUGAGUAAUUCUUUAGCCAUAGGUUCCUAGUGUUUCUCCAUGAUCAUCAGUAUUAAGUAUCUCACAAUAGGCGCAGCAGCUGAAAACUAUUCUAAAAUUGAAUUUAAUUGUUUUUCAUUUAUUUGUUUGAAAGGGGUGGAGAGGAAGGAUAGUGGUUACCAUUUUUUUUUUUUUUUUACAGCGUAGUAAAAUUAAAAAAAAGUGUGCUUGUUUAAACUAGGUGAUUCAGAAGUAAUGUCAAAGUAUAGUUAUGGUUUAUUUUUGUUUUUCUUUUCAGGACUGUGACAUUCUGAACUGUUUUACUAACAAGGCAAUUGCUCAACAUGGAGCAGUUAAAAUGCGAAAACUGCCUGUCACUUAUACAUCCUUACCAUUAUAAGUAUUUUUGUUUCAGGCUCAAGAGGAUGCGGAAAAGCUGCGUUCAGUUGUAAUGCCCAUGGAAAAAGAGAUUGGAAUAUUAAAAGAGAAACUGACAGGAGCAGAGGAUAAAAUAAAGGAACUGGAGGCAUCUAAGGUUGGAUAUUAAAAUUAUAUUCUGAUUCUUGCAAAUAUCAGAUGAUUUGCAGUUACUCAUUGUAUUUCAAUUGUAUGUUCCAUAGUGUCCUUUCAAUGGGUAGUUUUAACAUAGAACAAGGAACUUAGAUGCUAUUUUGCAGAUCACUGGUGAGAUGAUGUCAUAUAUUUAUUUCUGGAAGUCAUUUUGGUAUAUGCUGGUUAAUACAUGUGAAAGGAAACAUCUUGCAGUGGGGAUGGGCUACUGGGCAUAUUUGUUUAGCAUUAAAGGGACACUGUAGGCACCCAGACCACUUCAGCUCAUUGAAGUAGUCUGGAUGCUGUGACCCUUUUGCACUUGGUGCUGCAAUGUAAAACAUUACAGUUCCAGAGAACUACAAUGUUUACAUUGCAGCACUAUGUCUGCCCUCUGUGGCUGUCUAACAGACAGUCACUAGAGGGCUUCCAAAAUCGUAACAGACUUUUGGUGCGUUAUCUGACGCUGAUUGAAUAAUGCUUUCCUAUGGGGAGGUCUAAAGCACGAGUGUGGGCGGAGCCUCACCCAGCGCCAAGGGACAUCGGUGCUGGAUUCAGCUAAGUGGCUGAAGGGGUUUUAACCCCUUCAGCCCCACGGGAGAAAGGCACCCCACAAUCCAAUAGUGCAAGGAAAGCGGGUUUGUUUUCCUGGCACUAUAGGAUCCCUUUAAAACAUUAAAAAUGCCAUAAUCACUUUAAUAAGAUGAAGAUGUUACAGUGCCCCUUUAACUUCAAUGCUUCUUGCAACUUUUAUUUUUUUUUUAAAUUUUUUUACUUCUUGUAUACUCACUUCUCUUGUCUUUUUUUUGACAGUCGAAAGAGAUGAAUCAUUAUCUCGAAGCUGAGAAGUCUUGUCGAACUGACCUGGAAAUGUAUGUUGCUGUUCUCAAUACACAAAAAUCUGUGCUCCAAGAGGAUGCUGAAAAGCUGAGAAAAGAGCUCCAUGAAGGUAGUGAUUACUGCUAUGCUUCCUUACAAAUACCAGAUUGUGUUACUUGAUUUAGAGCCUGUUUUGAGUCAGGCAAUCUACAACUGUCCCUUAGUGCCUGUAUACCACUUAAAAUGAACUAUCACUUUUAUGUAAAUUACACAAUUGAACAGAAAAUUUAAAAUAAUGUAACUUGUUAAAAUUUUUUAAAAUCUUUUUUGCGUCUUUUUGUUUUAAAUAUAUAUUAAAGGGAUACUCCAAGACGUGUAGUGGUUAUGAUGCCAAGAGUGCCUUGAAUCCAUUUCUUGGUAAUGGGGCAAACUAUAUUGCAGUGGUUUGCUUUCUUAUUGGGGUCCUGCUAGGCACCGGGUCUUCUCUACAGGCAGGCUAACUGCGUGCAACUUUGUAGAAGUCACAGAGUUGACAUCAGCAAGCUUGGAACUCUUGUUCUUUUGGGCUAAUGACGCACCAGUAAUGCUGCUGGAGGUAGAGGUACAUUUCCGGCAGUAAACUAUGUAUGUGCAACACUUCAUAAUGAAACCCUGCACAGACAAACUCCAGGUACCAUGACUACCUAACACCACUGAAGUGGUUAUGGUAUUUAUAGUUAACCCUUUAAAGAUAUAGCAGUUGAUAUCACUGUCCAAGCCAGCGAGAGACAUUGGAGGGGAAGAAACAGAAUCAUUGUUUCAUUAUAUCUCUCUAUGCUUUUUCUAUACUAAUUGCCUGAUGCAAAAGGCACAGCAUAUAUGGAGGAGUGAAACGGUACCAAGAUGGAGGCACGCAUUAGAUGGAGUGAGCAAUUUGGAGUUUUACACUCCAAAAUGUAUUGGCACAAUAAAUGUGCAAAAAUGCUCUCUGCCUAAAAAGGCAGUAUAGCCCCACCACUUAGCCCUUGAAACUUAAAAGCUUUUAGGAGAUCCGAUGGUCUGAGCUUGCAGGAGUGUAAGAGCUGAGCCAUAUAAACAAAUAUAGUUACAUUGUUAUUAUCUGGUACAAAUAAACUGUUUUGUGACCCAGCUAACAUGUUGUAUAGUAGUAUCUGACAUAUCAAAUGAAUUGCACCAAAUCCCGAUAAAAUCAACAAAUGCCCAUCAAUAAUUAAUUGAUAAAAAAAAACUCCAUAUUUCCAUAAAAUAUAAUUAAAUUAGAAAAUAAGUUUGUGAUUUAUUUUUUUUGCUUUUUGUUUGUUUUUUCCCUUCCUUUUCAUAAAAUGUUCCUGAUAGCUCUAAUCUAUUCAUGUACAUUGAAAAAAAAAAUUAUGAAAUAUUGACACAUAUUAAUCUCAUAAUUUAAAUAAAACAUUUUUAAAAAUCAGUAAUAAGAUAAUGAAUAUCAAAUAAAAAAAAAGCUAUUUAAAGAUUUCUAAGGAUCACUAAACAUAAAAUAAAAAAAUAAACAAUUAUAUGAACAAUUAAAACCUACAAGUAUCUACAAGUAGAUAUAAAUAUCCAGUUCAGUGUAAAUAUAUUAUUCUACAAAAGCUAAAAAAUAUAUGAUAUGGGCACCGGUUUCACCCUAAGUUAUAUAAUCAUUUUUGUCACAGAAUGGGAAUCUAAAUAAGUAAGGCUUUUUGACACUGUUGCACAUAGGACUCAUUCUCUUUAAUAUUUUUAUUAGUGAUAUUGCAGAAGGCCUUGAUGGUAAGGUAUGUCUUUUUGCUGAUGAUACAAAGAUAUGUAAUUUAGGUAAACUAGAAAAAUGGUCAGAGCUGUGGCAACUGACAUUUAAUGUGGAUAAGUGCAAGAUAAUGAAUCUUGGACGUAUAAACCCAAGGGCAGAGUAUAGAAUAUUUGAUACAGUACUAACCUCAACAUGUGAGCUUGUUUGAGCAGGGCCCUCGUCUACCUAUUGUUCCUGUGUCAUGAUGUAAUUGUAUAAAUUAUUGUACAUUUUACCCUCCCCCCCCACCCCACCUUUAUAAUAUUGUAUAGCACUGCGUAAUUAGUUGGUGCUCUAAAUACCAAUAAUAAUAAUCUGAGGAAAGGGAUUAUGGGGUGAUUAUUUCAGACGACUUAAAGGUAGGCAGACAAUGUAACAGAGCAGCAGGACAUGCUAGCAGAAUGCUUGGUUUUAUAGGAAGAGGUAUUAGCAGUAGAAAGAGGGAAGUGCUCAUGCCAUUGUACAGAACACUGGUGAGAGCUCACUUGGCGUAUUGUACGCAGUACUGGAGACCGUAUCUCCAGAAGGAUAUUGAUACUUAAUCAGAGAAGGGCUACUGAACUGGUUCAUGAAUUACAGGAUAAAACUUACCAGGAAAGGUUAAAGGAUCUUAACGUGUAUAGCUUGGAGGAAAGACGAGACAGGGGGGAUAUGAUAGAAACAUUUAAAUACAUAAAGGGAAUCAACACAGUAAAGGAGGUGACUAUAUUUAAAAGAAGAAAAACUACCACAACAAGAGGACAUAGUCUUAAAUUAGAGGGACAAAGGUUUAAAAAUAUCAGGAAGUAUUACUUUACUGAGAGGGUAGUGAAUGCAUGGAAUAAUCUGCCAGCUGAAGUGGUGGAGGUUAACACAGUAAAGGAGUUUACGCAUGCGUGGGAUAGGCAUAAGUCCAGGGACUAGUGACAGUAUUUAGAAAAUUGGGCAGACUAAAUGGGCUGAAUGGUUUUUAUCUGCCGUCAUAUUCUAUGUUUCUAAGAAUUUUUGGUCUAAUUGCCCAUUUGGCGAGAUCUGUAAUGAUUUUUUUUUAUUUUUUUUUUAUGUAUUUCUUUAUUUUUAUGUAGUCUGCCACUUGCUAGAGCAAGAGAGGCAGCAGCACAAUCAACUGAAACAUACAUGGCAAAAAGCAAAUGAUCAGUUUCUUGAGUCCCAGAGAUUGAUGAUGCAAGAUAUGAAGCGCAUGGAAGUAGUCUUGACCUCCGAACAACUUCGACAAGUAGAAGAAAGGAAGAAGAAAGACCAGGUUCGUAGACACAUUGAUUAUUAUUGUGAGAAAAUUGACCAGCUCUAAUAUUUACCAAACGGCAUAAUACACCACAAACAUUACACUUGGAAACUUUUGCUAAAAGUAUUUUUAAUAUACUUUGAAACAAUACUUUUAUUUACUGUUAAAUUACUCAUUUUUGUUUUUCAUUGACGACCAGAUGUGAGGUGUGGGCAUAGAAGGAAAUAUGAUUUACAUCUUUACUAAAUAUAUUAAGCCCCUAUUUUACAGUUGCACCAUGUACUAUUAUUGUGCCCAAUGUUGAGCAGCCUAGACCCAAGUCAUUUACAAUUAUCCACUCUCUAUAUCCAAAAACAGUGCCUCCAAGUAAUCUCCGUUGUUUCACAGCCUCCCAAUGACGACUCUCUCAAUUAGUUUGUCAGGCAGAGUAGAAGAAUUGAGAAUUACUUUCAAAAGAAUGGUUUCUUAAAAUGCUAGUGUUUACUUAAAAAUAACUAUUAUUCUUCCUGUGAAGAAAAAUACAUGUUUAAUAUGUGCUUAUGUUAUAAUUAUUUACUGUGGUUCAGAUAUACAGAGUAAAGAACAUUGUAUGUACAGUCAAAAUCACAAGUGAAUACAGAUACCCAUCAGACAUUUCAGUGGAAGAGGAACUUGCAAUGUGGGAGGUGGACAUUAACCUUGCAAUUUAAUAUACUUUUCUAUAUCUUCAACUCAUUUUAGCAAGAAGAUGAGCAAAGAAUGAGAAGACGAAAAGAAAGAAAACAAAAAAGGGAGGACGAAGAGGCAAAAGCAUUUGAAGUGGCUUCCCAAGAUGAAUCCCUUCCAAAUCUUUUAAACCAAGAGGUUAGUUUUUUGUUACCUUUUUAUUUAUUUAAAUUUGACAAUUUUUAUUGCAUGUACAUGAGGAAGCAAUAUCCUACAUAGGAGGUUCCAGGCACAUUGUAUAGUAGAUGCAGUUAUAGCGAAUUUCAGGAGAGCAAUACAUGCACAACAGUGUCUACAUUGUUCUUUGCCAUAAUCAGAAACCAGUUAGUCAGAUACCUGCUCCAUCAUCUCAUCUCAAAUACUUGCACAUUUUUUUUUACCAUAUAGGAGUAGUGGAGAGUACAAUCUAGGAAGUAAAAACAAUAGGAGAGAUAAGGGAAAUGGGGAGGAGAAAGGGGUGGUAACACUGGACAUAUAAAUAACACUGGACAUAUAAAGGGUGUUGGUCUGGCCCCAGCACUUUUUGUUCUAAAAAAAAAAAGUGUAAUUUUCAUGUUUUCAUAUGUCCAGGUUUAUUUGUUUUAUCAGUGUUGGUUUGUCUGGUGGGUGCGUGUGUUUCCAUGUUUCCGCAGUCUGGAAAUCACCAGGAGUGCAGAAAUUAGACUACCCAAAUGCAACCAGGCGUUACUAUACCACAUACUAUCAGGGGAUGUGAACAAGAGGCACAACUCAGGAGUCAGAAUUAGCUGGAGCAGUAUAGUUGAAUUUAUUAUCAGGGAGACCGCCUCCCAGAAGUGCCCUCUUCUGCAGCACAAACCAGACGUGAUUGGCCAUAUACAGUGAAGCCGAGCCAGCACCAUAUACCAUUUAAAUAGGAUUUUGUACCUUUAUGUAUCGACAAAGCCUUGUCUGAUUUAUUUUUCCCCAAGUCAUAACCCAGGUCCCUCGUCUACGAAUCCAAUACAGGGCUCAGUGGGGAUUCCUGUUUUUUCAUUAAUAAUGAAUAGCUGAGGGAGAUCAUCUUUCUCAGGGGUUUGAGUUUCAAGCAAGUUUGCUCAAAUGAUGACCGUUUGUCUUGGAUCACUUGGGUCCCCUGUGUUAUCCCAACCUUUGUCAUAUAAGAUUUCAGCUGUAGAUAGGAAAAUAGUGCCCUGCUAGGCAGAUCAAAUUGGGUACGUAUGUCAUCGAAAGAUAGUAGUUCAGUACCUUUAUAGAUGUGCAAAUUGGUGAGUCCAUGUUCCUCCCAUGUCUUAUGUUGAAACAUGGGAAUUAGGUGGGCCAUAAUUUUCAUUGGUGUUGCCAGAGAUAUGGGGUGGCAUAUAAUUAAUUUGCUCUAAUGUACAGGGCUUGGCGAUCAGCUAACACUCACAGCCAAUAACCUGGUCCGGCAGGGCUUAUCUCAGAUCAGAGCUGGAGCUUCUGGUUCUCCGUGAAGGUGGGCUGUGCUUGGCAUACCCCAGGUAAAUUGUCAGACAGUUGUGGGUUAGAGCUCCAGGGACCUCCUACACUAGAACCACUACAGACUUGGAGAAUUCUUCAAAUUUGGCACUUUUGGACUAACAUUUGAAAUUCACAUUGAAUUACAUUAACAUUAUAGGUACCCAGACCACUUCAUCUCAAUGAAAAGUUCUGGGUGCCAUGCUCCAGUUUUUUUUUGUUUUUUUUAAUACUUUAUUUUUGGAGUGCAAUAUCAGUACACAGGAUAACAAUGACACGUUACUGUUUGGAUUAGAGUAUAGGAAUAUGAAUGUAACACAUGUCAGGAUAAUUUGCACACUUUUUUAAAGUUUUAAACAAGAAAUAGAGGUCAGGCUAGAGAUGCAUGAGUUGACAUGUAUAAAGUUGACAAGCUUAAUAUGCUUGAAUAAACAAAUCCAGUAUGGAUAACAUGAGUAGUAAGAUAUGCAUUCAAGAGAUAGUCAAAAAGUUAAAUAUUUAAACCUCUGGGUGCAGAUCAUUCACAAUCCUAUCGCACCGCAUGGAAUAUGAGUGAAUUAAAUGCAACAAAAAUAAUAAUCAUUUCUGGGGUAUGGGCAAAAAGGCUGUGUUCGAUCUUCUCCUGCUGUUUUACUCCACCACUGAAAACAUUGUCAUUCUGCAGGGUUGUUUUAGUUGUUAGCUUUCUACAAGUUUUUGUAGAAAGUGCAUUGAUGACCUUGAUUGUGGGAGAGGGUAUUUUUAUUUAUUUAUUUAUUUAUUUUAAAUCUGUAGAUACAUUUUAUAUAGGGAGAAAUAUCUGUCUCUGUCUAUAAAUCUGUCCAUGACUGCAGUGCCUGACUUUUGUUUGACGUGGUUGCCAUGACUUGAAUAUCUAGUUUCAAAAAGUGCACCAGUGUUGUAAUGCUUGCGUUCGGUGUUGGCAUGGCUGCCUCGCAAUGCCCUAGGCAACAAUGACACUCGGUCAUAGUGAUAUAAUUUUAGAUUAUAUCCAUGGCUAAAAGUUUUCUGCUUCUAGUCAGGCAUAAAUGUUACUUUCCACUGCAAUCCUGGAGGGCACACUAACUUAGGAUAAACUUCUACUCUCCGGGGCUGAAUUUUUUUCUUGACCGUCUUUGAGUAGAAAUUGAAAGCCCUGCAUUAAAGAAAAAAGGCAUAGCUGGUAAAUAGGGACAACCAGUUACCCUUGCAACUACCAAAUACGAACGAAUCUUAAACCCCUGCCACCCAUUUAUUUAUAGACUUGCAUAUGGUGCGUUUGCACAUGAAUGACACUGUUGCUAAUUUUAUAUUUUAGGAACUGACGAAUAGUACAUAUGGCUCAAUUCGUUCCUUGGAUGUGGACAUGGUGCUGAACGAAGGGGACUCUUUUAAACAGGAAGAUUUGUUUAAAGAUGGACUUCGACGGGCGCAGUCAACAGACAGCCUUGGGACCUCUGGUCCAUUACAGACAAAAACACUGGGAUUUAAUACUAAAGCAAAAUCAGCUGGAAACCUUGAUGAAUCUGAUUUUGGGCCUCUGGUUGGAGCAGAUUCUACUUCAGAGAACUUUGACACUUCUUCUAUUGGGUCAUUACAAAUGCCAAGUGGAUUCAUGUUGACCAAAGAUCAAGAGAAAGCAAUAAAAGCCAUGACUCCUGAGCAAGAGGAGACAGCCUCUCUUCUCUCAAGUGUUACUCAGGUGGAAUGUGCAUAUGUUCCACCCUCUGGCUAUCGCAUAGUGAGCGAAUCUGAGUGGGAUUUAUUACAGAAGGAGGUGAAUUGCACAUUGCCUCACUAAGCCUAUUUAUCAGUCACCUGCAUGCUAUUGCAACUACUGUCCCAAAAUACUCUUUAUACAUAGCCAUCUUUUAAAUUUUUCUCAUACAUCCUAUAUGCAAUGCAGUACAGAAAGUUAAGCUUAUUUGUCAUAAAGAAUUAUCUCAGUCUGUGCAGUUUUAGUCCUACUUUGUUCUUAUUUCUUUUUUGGCUUCACUUUUUAUGAGUAACGUCAGUAGGGAUAUAUGCAAAUCUUAUGAGAUUUAUGGAGGUAUCAGUGCAGUUAUUUUUUUUAGUAAAAAUUGUUUUAUGUUAACUGAGAAUGCUAAUAAAAUGUUCCCAGUCAACCUGGCCUAAUUAAAGGUAAGGCAGCAAUGUACUGUUUAUCACAAUUCAUCGGUAUCUCUCAUCUGGGGCAUUUUUCAGGUGCAAACGGCUGGGAAUAAGCUGGGCAGACGCUGUGACAUGUGUUCCAACUAUGAGAAGCAGCUGCAAGGAAUCCAGACCCAGGAGGCAGAAACCAGAGAUCAAGUGAGGGCUUUAACCUUAAAACUCUCUGCUGUAACUCAGAGGUAGUGUAAUACUAUGGCAUCUGUGCAAUUAGAGAUUUCCAACUCCACUCUGUCUCAUAGAUUUACUGCUCUAUUUAAAAUAUCAUGCUUUGCAUGGCACUGGAUAAUCUCACAAGGGAAAGACCUGAUUUAUGUUUGUAACUAUGAUAGGACUAUUCGUAAUGGCCUAGGUUUUACUACAUAUGGAUUUGUAGGCCCAUGUUCCCUUUUUAGAGACCAAUGACAUUUCAUGCUGCUAUCACACCUUGGUUUCUAAACACCGUAAGACAGCGUGGAAUGUUAAUAUAUCAAUUAUAUAUUUGUGUUGUGAUUUCAGUGUUAAGUGGAAUAUUCAAUGUUUGGUAUGGAUUUCAGGUUAAAAAGCUGCAAGUAAUGCUCAGGCAAGCAAAUGACCAGUUGGAGAAGACUUUAAAGGAUAAACAGGAGCUAGAGGAAUACAUGAAACAGAGUACAGAUGAUACCAGCGCUCAGGUGGGCCAUCAUUCAUUUCUUGUAAGGAUAAAUGAAAAUUGCAAAAAUCUGUUUUAGGAGCUGUCAUUCUGUGGCAAUUUUGUAGAGAUGUGUUAUAAUGUUGUAUCUGUCCUGACAGAUCUCUACCCUGGUGCUCCGAGCUCAGGAGUCUGAAACACAGCUUAGUGAAUUACAGCAAGCCUUUUCUGCAGCAAAAAGAAGUGUUCAGGAGCAAAUGGUAAUAUCACUGUUACAGAAUUUCAAUAUCUCAAAGGAAUAGUUUGUUUCACUUUCUCACACAUUGUUGAAGCAAGUUUAAACCACAUGGUGUUUAUAAGACCUUUGCAAAAAUUCUUUUAAAUCCAUACCUGGAUGAGUCAAUCCUCCGGGUGUACCUGUGGAGUAUUAGAAGUUAAAUAAGACUUCACAGGGAAAUCCCAGACAUCUAUUUGUUUGGGUGUGGAUUAAAAGGAAUUUGAUUUGGAGUAACCAGCCAAAACUAAGUGUUGCUCAAGUCAAGUAUUUAUGAUCAAAAAUAACCACAAAUCUGUUGUCCUACUCAGUUGUUUACUAAAGAAGUGAAGCAUUGGAACUUUUUAAAUUUAUUUAAUUUAUUUUUUUUAAAGAAACUUAAUAGAUGUUUGCGUAACCCAGGAUUAGUCAUUGUCACUUGGAAAGUACAGAGUACAUUUUUCUAUCUGUUUAUGCAUGUAGUACUUCUAAUUGGUUUUCUGGAAUAUAGGAGAAAUUCUAUAAAAAAAAUAAAAAUAAAAGUUCAAACAUACGUGCAAUUUAUUGGUAAAAGUGACAAGCCAAUUUCAUUUUUUUCAUGAAGCUGCAUGUUUUGUCUUGUGUUAAUUGCAGGACUGACAUCAGCAGCUGGUGGGGCUGGCUUAAAUCACGGCAAGUGAUAAAAUGCCAGUGGGGCUUUCUUUUUUUUCCUGCUGAAAUGUUAGAUCUGCCUUUAUGUAUAUGUUAGAGUAGAGAUUGUAGUUGUAUUCGUCCAGUUAUGCAGCUGUAAAACAGGUUAAUAGUAUCUUGUAAUUACUUUUUGUUAUUGGACUAACAGUAUUUUGGAAAGACAAGUUUGCAGAUAAACCUACCUUUCUCCAGUCUAAAGCAUUUUAGAGCAAAAACAACACAUAGAAUUCAAAGCUGAGUUGUGAUACUGGGAUUAAAGAAACAGGAGUGCAUAUAAUACACAUGUCUGAUAGAAAAUAGACACCAUUCUCACGGAGGGUCAUAAAGCAUUUUAAAGCGGGCUGUGUACAAACCAAUAAUCGCUGUAGUCUUUAUUACUAGUUCAGCUGUGGCUUGAGGAUAAAUGGUAGCAGGCACAGCUUAUAGGAUUAGUCUGGCAUUGGCCAAUUAUCCCAUAAAGCCUGUUACCCCUAUACAUUAGUGUAAAAUGUAUGGCAUGUUUUGACUUUAACAUUAAAUUAUGGUUUAAUUUUGAUUAUCACAGGCUGUAUUAAUGCAGUCAAGAGAACAAGUCUCUGAAGAGCUGACAAGAUUGCAAAACGAUAAUGAGAGCCUUCAAGGAAAGCAUGGCCUUCAUGUGUCUCUUCAACAAACUGAGAAUUUCAUCCUUCCAGAUACCAUUGAAGUGAGUUUUGUUUAUUAUCACUGUAGAACAUUGUUGUAGUAUUAUUUAUUUAUUUUAUUUUAUUUUUAUGGUCCCUAUUCAAAUUGGAUUAUGAAUUUUUAAUGCUGGCGUAAAAGUUUACAAUUUUUAAUUGUUUGGUAUCAUCACAAAAUAAUUAAAGCUAAUUGUCCAUAAUAUUUCUAAAAAAAAAAUAUACCAAUUUUGGGAUGUAACAAUAUGAGCAAGCUUUUGUUUUUUCUUCACUUGGUAAUUGCCUGUUUAUACUGAUCAUCAACAUACCCACAAAAAAAAUCCCAAAGAAUAUGCAAACAAAAAUGCAAAAGAGAUGGAGCACUAUAUACAAAUACUUAGCUCUCAUGGACUACAUUAAUAAGCUUAUGGCAGACAAAAGAGAAUACAUGUAAAAUAAAGGUGAUAAAGUCUGAACACAAAAUGAAGCCAGCAAUGUGCGUCUCACUCACAAAAUUAGAGCCAAUGAAGUCACUUGGUGUAUUUGUGCUGCGCAGUAGGAUAAUUAUAUGGAAAUCCUAAUCCCUCUUCAAGAUGAUAUUCCACAGCUGUAUGGACAGGAGAGAUCUCAUAGCCUAAUACUGUAUGAUGAAUAAUUAUAACACAUACAUGUAAGCAUUCACAUGGUACCAGUUGGUAUUGUGCCUAUUUCAGCAGAGUAAGGAAAGGGUCUUCUUCUAUCCAAAGAGUGCUGCAAUUUAAAUCCAAACUGGUAAAAUCUAACAAAAUCACUUUAAAUAAAAGCAAUAGUGCAAUAAAAAUAAAAGCAAGAGUUAUACUAAUAAAAAUGUCCUCGGCCUCUGCGACAAUGCAUUUCACCUCCUGUAGAGGCUUUUUCAUUGGUCAUCAUUUUUAUGAGCAACUAAAAUUGUGUGAUGAUAUGAAAUUAUUUAUUUUGCUAAAUCUUAUUUUAAUGGUCUCUAGAAAUUUUGAACCGGAUUCAGUUUACCAAGACAUAUAUCAGGCAUUAGCCACCUCAGUGAUUUCUCUUUUCAACACAGGAAUUGCAUGAGCUGGUUCUAAAGUAUCGCGAGGACAUUGUCAGAGUCCGCACAGCGGCAGACCACCUUGAAGAGAAGCUGAAGGCAGAAAUUCUUUUCUUGAAAGAUCAGAUCCAAGCCGAGCAAUGCCAAAAGGAAAAUAUUGAAGAAACGCUACAAAUUGAAAUUGAUAAUUGCAAAGAGGAGAUUGGUAAGCAUCCAGAUUAUCAUCAUUUACUUUACUUUGGUAGUUUAAUGAAUUUUAUUAAAGGAUUAUUCCAAGCAACAUUAUCACAUGAGUAAUUGGAAGUGGUCAUGGUACCUGGAGUCUGUGUCUGCAAAAUCAUUGACUUAGAGCAGUCAGCUCAUGUUCUCAGAUGAUGAAUGGCAGUUCUGCAGAAGCCAGAAGUGCGUCACAAGACUACCUGAGAGCAUCGGAGCCCGGCGAGGACUUGGGCACGGAGUGCAAAUCAUUGAUAAAAAGUUUACCCCAUUACUGGGCUAGUGUACUCUUCACAUCAUAACCACUACUGCCCACUGCAGUGGUUAUGAUGUUUGGCAUAACCAUUUAAUGAGCUCUAGUAAGCGAUUCAUUUUGUUAAGUUACCAUAGGAUGAGAGUGGAUUAUGGGAGUUGUCACGUGGCAUUUUGAGGGUGGUGCACUUCAGCACACCAUUUCUAAAAUAUUUGACAUACAAUGAUUUAUAUUGUCCCAUUUUUUGAUAAUGAGGCAAUUAAGGCUUUUGUUCUAAAAACUAACAAACCUUUGUUCCUAUAAUGAUUUUCAUUAUAGUAAACAUAUGUUCAUGUCUGAAUUUAAUUUCAGUGGUGUUAUCUGACAGUUUUUGCAUUGUUUCCUAAAUGAAAUCACAUCGUCUCAAGGCAUUUUAGUUAAGGCAGAGUAGCUAGAUGACAAUUACAUAAAAAUAGUAAUAGAUCAUGCAGUAUCAUUGUAAUUCUAUAGUGGUAUUUUUCAUUCAAAAUUCUACAGUUUUCUAGAUAUUAAUAACUGCUAACUAGCUCUUCCAAUAUUCAAAAUACUUUACUUUUCUAUUCUCAGCAGGGAAAUAUUUUUCAUGAGAGCUCUUUAUUUUAAACCCUUCCAUUCUUUUUGUGGUUCUGUUUUCUUAUCUUCUUUUCUUUCCUUCUUUUUCUCACUGAUCAAUUUACAGACAUCUUAGAAGGUAGGAGCAGUUUAUGUGCUGGCAUGUGUGUCCGUUAAACCCACUAAGUAACUCGCAAUUUGCUAGAGAUUGUGUGUCACUGUGUCCUAAUAGAAAACAGUAGCAAAACUAACUUGACUUCCAAGGUGGCAAAGGUGAAUAAUACCAAAAGGGCUAUCUAUAUGUAGGAGGAAAGUACUACAUUUGAAGCAGUCAUUUUGGGAACCAUAGAAUUGAGUUCCGUACUCUGUUUUUAGGUGUUUGCUCUGGAAUCCAUUUUUAUGUAGAAAUAUGCUUAACAAUCCAACAGUCUUAUAUUAAUAUUAGAAACAAAGGGAUAGGGUGCUCACUAUAGUAGCAAAUACAAUAAUAGUAUAGGGCAGCAGUAACCAACACAAGGAUUCCCAACCUCGUGACAAGAAUAGUACAAACAGGAUUAGGAAACCGCGCCCUGGCCCGUGUGAUACAAAUAAAGUGUAUACGUACACAAGUGUAUAUGCGAUGGUCUAUAUCCAAUUGACCUCAAAGUAAAAAAAAAUAGAAGAAACAAUAGUGCAAUAUCGUAAAUAUAAUAAGCGGGUUUGGUGGGUACUUUUAAAGUGGUUUCACUCACAUUUCCCAGGGCUGUCCCAGAGUAAUAUGUGGGGAAAUAGAAAUCCAAUAGUGCAAUAUAUAUUGGUCAAAUAUAAAAGAAAUAAAAAAUAAUAGUAAUGUACUCACAUUUGCUAGAGCACAACUUGCUCUAGUCAGUAUGGCAUAGGUGGUAUCAUCCCCACCAGGGAAUAUGAUGGUAACCAGGAAUUGAACGGAAUCAGGAAUCCAAGGUAAGUAAAAAUAGUAGAAAAGUAAUAUUAAAAAUAUAUAUAUAAUGUAUUAACAAAAAAUAAUAGAAAAGUAACACAAAUGGCUAAAAAAGUCCCACUUGACGCGUUUCACCUUUAAAGGGCUUCCUCAGAAGCUGGGAUAGCUCUGGGAAAUGUGAGUGAAACCACUUUAAAAGUACCCACCAAACUCGCUUAUUAUAUUUACGAUAUUGCACUAUUGUUUCUUGUUUUUUUACUUUGAGGUCAAUUGGAUAUAGACCAUCGCAUAUACACUUGUGUACGUAUACAAUUUAUUUGUAUCACACUGUCCAGGGCGUGGUUUCCUAAUCCUAUCUGUUUGUUAUAUUAAUAUUAGAAAAGUAAUUCCUGUACUUUAUACAUAUUUUACUUAAUUGAGUUGAUUCAUCCUCUCCCCACCCAUUCCCCCAAAAUUAAAUUGGUUAGGCAACACAUUUUGUGACAACUAGGAUGACAUUUCUAGGAUGCAGAGAUAGUUUUUAAAUAGUCCAUCAAAUAAAUAUAUAUUUAUUUUUUUAAUAAACCAUAUAAGCCUUUCUCAUGUAAGCAAGUGAUAGUAAAUUUAGCUGAAAUUAUUAAUGUCAAAUGUUUCAUCACAAUUUUGAAACUUUCAAUGACAGAUAAUGAAUAAUAUAAAAAAAGCUUUAUUGAAUGUGCGAUGUCAGCAGCCAGUCAGAACAUGUGAUUUACCAAGUAGCUCCACAGUACAGGAAAGGAUUUUAUCCAAAUUGUCAAACACAGCAUAUAAGCAGGGUCUAUAUGAUGCAUAGAUUAUUUAAGUGUUUUAAAGGAGCACUAUAGUCACCUAAAUUACUUUAGCUAAAUAAAGCAGUUUUAGUGUAUAGAUCAUUCCCCUGUAAUUUCACUGUCAUUUAGGAGUUAAAUCACUUUGUUUCUGUUUAUGCAGCCCUAGCCACACCUCCCCUGGCUAUGAUUGACAGAGCCUGCAUGGGAAAAAAAAACUGGUUUCACUUUCAAACAGAUGUAAUUUACAUUAAAUAAUUGUAUCUCAAUCUCUAAAUUGAACUUUAAUCACAUACAGGAGGCUCUUGCAGGGUCUAGCAAGCUAUUAACAUAGCAGGGGAUAAGAAAAUCUUAAUUAAACAGAACUUGCAAUAAAGAAAGCCUAAAUAGGGCUCUCUUUACAGGAAGUGUUUAUGGAAGGCUGUGCAAGUCACAUGCAGGGAGGUGUGACUAGGGUUCAUAAACAAAGGGAUUUAACUCCUAAAUGGCAGAGGAUUGAGCAGUGAGGCUGCAGGGGCAUGUUCUAGACACCAAAACUGCUUCAUCAAGCUAAAGUUGUUCAGGUGACUAUAGUGUCCCUUUAAUAUGAAAACAAAACUCUUCUGGAAUGUUUGGAAGAGGUUUUUGAAGGCAGUGUCUUGAAAUGUCAAUUAUCAUAAUUUUUUGUGAGCUUAUGGCAGAUUGUCUUAUAGGAGUCACAGUUCAACAACAAUUGUCAGGGGGCAGAUGUUUGCCACUGUUCUUUUAUUGAAGAAUUGGCAUUUCAGAUCUUUUGUCUGGCAGCAGUUCCUGGUUACUUCCCUGAGCAAAUGAAAAUACAAUAACAGAAUGCCCAGAAAUGGCAAUCCCUAAUGGCAAACAGUUAAUGUUUCAUUAAAAUUAUUCCUUAUUGCUGAGUAAUGCAUGGGAAAUCCAUCUUCACUAAACCAUAAUGAUUAAUGUCAAUUUCUCUGUUGAGAUCCUUGUCUGUAGUUGUUUUGUCUGUUUGGUGAUUUGUUUUUUAACUGGUUCUCAUAAGUCAGGUUUACUGUCGGCAAACCCUGUCUUCAUCUGCUCUAUUUUUCAUUUUACAGCAUCAAUUUCAAGUUUGAAAACUGAACUGGACAGAAUAAAAAUAGAAAAAGAGCAGGUAUUUUGUAAAACAUAACACUUUCCAACUUUUGUUUUGUUUUUGUUUUUUUCUUCACCAAUGGCAAGUAAUUCAGGUAGUUAUGCACUUUCAAUAUGUACAGUUUGUAGGAACAAUAAGUAGAAAUUGUACAGAUUCAAAGAUAACCUGCCAUCAGGUGACAUAGGAGGAGGCGGAACCCCGAGGGAGAUCAGCGCUAGAAUCUUGUGAGUACUGAAAGGGGGGUGAAGGGGUUGGGAGCGCAGAGGGAGCUAUAGUGUAAGGAAUACAGAUUACAUUACAGAAUCCCUUUUAAAAUGACACUAUAUGUACUAAUCUCAUUCAAGUCGCCUGGGUGCCGUGUUCUUGUCCCCCUUAGUCCUGCUAUGUAAAACAUUACAGUUUUAGAGAAACUGCAAUGUUAACAUUGAUAGGUUAAGAUUGCAUCUAACAGUCAGCCACUAGAGUUGUUUACUGCAGUUUGAUAGAUUUUGACUCCGUGAAAUGGCACUGGACAUCUUCAUGCUUUGCAUGAGGACAUCCAUCUUCAAAGCUUUCCUAUGGGGAAGACCUAAUGCGCAUGUGGCACUAGCUGCACAAGUGCUUUAGGUCUCCCCGUCGGCGCACUAGGAGCACGAUCCAGUGCGGAAUCAGGUAAGUCAAUGAACCUUCAUGAUGGAGCCUAGGAAUACAAAGAUGUUCAUAAAAACUAAAGUGUUCCUUUAAAAAGACACUAUAGUAACCAGAAUAACUGCAGUUUAACCCCUUAAGGACACAUGACAUGUGUGACACGUCAUGAUUCCCUUUUAUUCCAGAAGUUUGGUCCUUAAGGGGUUAAUGUAUUUGUCCAGGUCAGUAUAAUCGUUCCCUUCAGGCAUUUUCAUGCAAACACUUUAUUUUCAGAGAAAAGGUAGAUUUUACAUGUUCCCCUAGGGACACCUCCAGUGGCCACAUCCCCAGUGGCCACUUCUUAGAUGGCCACUGGAGGUGUUUCCUGGGGCAGUGCUAACUUUUAGCAUCUCCACGCUCUGCAUGGAGAUGCUGAAUUUUCCUCACAAAGAUGCAUUGAUUCAAUACAUCUCUGAGUAGGUGCUGAUUGGCCAAAACUGUGCUUGCCCCUGCCUCCUUGCCGAUUUCAGCCAAUUUCCGUAUGGGAAAGCAUUGGAUUGGCUAGAAAUCUUAAAUUUUAAUAUCACCAAGAAGGCAGAUCAGGGGCGGGACAAGCGCCUGCGGACCCUUGUGGCGCUGGAAUUAAAGCACGCUUUAAGAUAAGUGGGGGAGGGGGAGCAUGCCACCUAAAUGGUGGUUUUAACACUAUAGAGUCAGGAACACAUGUAGGUGAAACACCUAUAUAUUUGCUAGCAAUUUUAGAAGUACAAUGUAUAGACUUAUUUUAACUAUUUUUAAAGUGACACGCACUCUUGUUGACCACACAAACUUGUCUUGUUUUACUUCAAAGGAUUGGGCACAGUUUUUACAGCUAUAUAUUUAGAUUUUCAAGUCUCUUGAGAUGUUUGUAGUGUUUCUCAGAAAAUCGAAAGGUUCGGUCACACCAAGGCUGACUUGCAGGCAAAAGUAUUGAAACUAGUGACCAUAGCAACGUUUCAACUUCAAGGAGAUCUUUGUCAAGCUAAAACCACAGCAUGCAAUGUGUAUUUCAUUAUGAAGUGCCGUGAAACAAUGAUUGUUGUAGUAUACUAUAACAUGUCUUGUUUAGAAAUAACAAGCAUUGGUGCGACUAACUAGCAUGCCCAUGACAAAUACAUACAUAGACAAAGACAUAAUACUUAUAAAUACAAUCCAGUGAUACAGAACAUUAAAAAGUGAGUACAAAUAAUGCAUAAUAUAAAAAAAUAAAAUAAAAAACUCCAAUAUUUUAGUAGAAACCUGUCCAUUAAUACAUAGCAUGAGAAAUGUAUUAGUCUAGAAAAUUCAUAAAGAGUUAAUUAUUCAGAAAAUCAGAAGUAAAUCUCCACCAUAACCUUAUUACAAAACAAUUGUAUACGAAAAACUAUAUACACUUAUGUGUAAUCAUAAAGCCUUUGCUAUAAUUAAUUGAAUGCAUUUUACAUUAAUCAAUGGUCACAUAGGAACAAACCAUAAGAAGGCAAUACAUCCUAAUGGCUCAGCUGACACACACAAAUGAAAAAUCGUGAGAGGGCAGUACACUCUAAAGGCUACAUAAUAAGUUUCAAAAUUAGUAUUUAAAAAGAAGUAAAAAACACUUACUUGUGCAAAGUUCAUCUUCUAAAUAGAAUGGCUCAAUCAAGUGAUCUCACCAUAGAAUAACACAAAUACACUAAUGGACUUACCAAGAAAGUGCAAUAUUUAAUCUGAAAAGCUAUAAAAACAAUAGUGACUAUGCUUCUGUAAAUAAAUAAUUAGCUUGAUCCUAAUGCAGGGUAAAUACAAGCAAAUAUAAUGGCAACAAAAUGAUAAAAGUGCCAAUGAACAAAAAGUUCUAAUUCUCACAACAGAAGGAAAGUACCCUUACAAAUAGGAAAUUGUGUAUUUACUUAGAUCUAAUAAAAGUUACGUAUCUCAAUAUCUUAAACAAGUGCCAAGAAUGUAAAAAGACGCCAACAAUCAAGUACACUGACGAGAGGAAGGAGCGUGCAAAAGAUGUAAGGGUGUAGAAGUGAACUAGCACCAGCAAUUCAUAACAUGUGAAGACAUAAUUAUUAUAAAUAAAACAUUAUCAAUAUUGUAUCUUAUACAUACAAACCAAUUCAUAUCAGUGCUGUCAAAUUAUAUUCUUGAUAGAGAUCUCUAGGACAUGUCAAGUUCCCUGACUAAAAAUGCUUCCCAAAACAAUAAUCUCUUUACUCUGAGAUCGAUAUAUAUAGAUAUAUAUAAUACAAUGUUAAACAAAAAUCUGCACACCAGUCAAGCCAUAAGACUUGCUUUUCCCACAGAAAUCACAAAUCUGCAGUGAUGUUACUACUGCAAAGGAGUCUGGAUGGGUAUAUGCAAAUUAGUUUAACAAAGAAUCACAUUUUUGCCUCAUUCCAUUAUAAACAUGGAUUCCUUUGAGUCUGUGUUUGCUGUAUACAACAUUUUUGAAACACAACUUAGAAAAAGAUGCAAAGCCAGUGAACCACUCAUGGACAGCAGUUUCAUUGUUAAUGCAAAUCAGCAUGAGGUUGGUUACUGGCUAGCUUUGAGGCUUGGAGGUACUUGCGAAGAAACAACCAAAAUAGUUAUGGUGGGGGAAAAAUUGUGAUUAAAAACCCCUUGUGAUUCUUUGUUGAACUAAUUUGCAUACGCCUACCCAGAAUCCUUUGCGGUAGUAACAUCACUGCAGAUUUGUGAUUUCUGUGGGAAAAGCUAGUAUUAUGGCUUGACUGGUGUGCAGAUUUUUGUUUAACAUUGUAUUAACUUUUUUAUUUUUAUUUUUUUGUUUCUAAUUUUUGCUUAUACAGUCACUUUUUGUUAACUGGUCUAAAGAAUUUUUUUUUGCAUAUUUGUUUUAUUACAAUGCUUGAGCUUACAUGCAAUCUUCUCUUCGGGUACAUAGUUGGAAUCUACUUUGAAAGAAAAGCUACAAGAACUUCGGACUGUCACAGAACUGAAGAAUUCCCUAGAAGAUCAGAUUAAGAAAGAAACAGCAGCCAAGGUAAAUAUUUAAUUUGUGAACAGUGUGAGCCUUUAUGGGUAGCAUAUAUUAGUGACCACAUGCAUGUAUGUUUGCUAACAGGUAGAUUUUCCAGCCUCUUAAUGUAAACUAUAUUUUGUGCAUAAUAUUAUUAUUGCCAUUUAUAUAGCGCCAACAGAUUCCCUAGCGCUUUACAAUAUUAUAAGGAUCUAAAUAUAAAUAGGACAAUUACAAGAAAACGAUAGAUUGAAGAGGACCCUGCUCAAACGAGCUUACAAUCUAUAGGAGGUGGGGUGUAAAACACAUUAGGACAGGAAAUAGCAAUCAAAUUAGGUGGGAGUGAAGCAGAGCUUGAGGAGAGAGUAAAGUGCUGCCCUUUAGGAGAGAGCAAGAGACAGGUAUGUGAGGUAGAGGUUACUCUGGGAGGCCAUAAGCUUUCCUAAAGAGAUGGGAUUUAAGGCACUUCUUAAACGAUUGAAGACUAGGGGAGAGUAUGAUGGUGGUAGGGAGCCGCCCGCAAGAAGUCCUGCAAGCGUUGAGUUGGCCACGGGCAGAACGGAGAAACAGAGAAGGGGCACACCUAUGGAUCUGUGAAGAGAUACAAGACGGGCUAGAAUUUCAGUGCUUUAUAGGUAUGGGUUAGCACUUUGAAUUGACUCCUAUAGGAUACAGGAAGCCAAUGUAAGGAGUGGCAGAGGGAUGAGGUGUGAGAGGACCGACUGGAGAGAAAAAUCAGUCUGGUGGCAGCAUUCUGUAGCAGGGCAAUACAGCUUUUGGGAAGACCAAUUAGGAGAGGGUUACAAUAAUGCAUGCGUGAAAUUACUAGAGCAUGGACCAGCUCCUUGGUAGCAUCUUGCGUAAGAAAGAGGCAGAUGCAGGCUAUGUUUUUAAGUUGGAAUCUACAGGAUUUGGCAACAUACUGGAUGUGAGGUUUAAAGGUGAGGCCAGAAUCCACUGUUACACAAAGACAGUGCGCUUGCAAGGAUGGACUUAUGUGGAUCCUACUAACUUGAAGGGAGAGCGAAAGAGGAGGAUCAGUAUUAGGAGGAGGUAAGACAAGGAGCUCAGUUUUAGAGAGAUUGUCUUUCUUCCAUCUCUGACUGGAUGGCCUCCUGCUUUCUGAAACUCAAACAAACACAUUUCAGGACGGCAGAGGAAAGGUCCAGGGAGGAGAGAUAUAUCUGGGUGUCAUUAGCGUACAGGUGGUAGUGGAAUCCAAAUGAGAUUAAAAAAAUUGCCAAGAGAGGCAGUAUAAAGAGAAAAUAGACCAAGGACAGAGCCUUGGGGAACUCCAACCGAGACUGGACGAGGGUAGGAGGUAUCAUUAGAAAAGGAUACACUGAAUGAGUGCUGGGAGAGAUAAGAGUAAAACCACGAGAGGACAGAGACCGAGUGAUUGAAGAGUUUAAAGAAGGAGAGCAUGAUCAACAGUGUCAAAGGCAGCAGAGAGGUCAAGAAGAAUUGGUAUGGAGUAGUGGCCUUUGGAUUUUGCUGCUAUUAGGUCCUAGAAAAUAUGCAUAAAAGUAGACCAUAAGCAAAUUGCAUUGGUGCAAGGGUGUUGUACAAAAGAGGUCUAAUAAGAGUGAGAGUUGCAGGACACUGUGCCCUGCACAGUUUCCAUGAUUAGGGGUGUGUCUGCUAAACAGUGAGCAGUCUGUGGCUUCUCACGGUUGUAAAAAAUUACAUAAUAUUGAGCCUAACGUGAUUGGUUACCUGCAAGGCUCAAGACUUACCUAUUACACCACUCUUAUUGGUUGGCUUAAAACAACAAAUCCGAGCAUUCUUGAGUCCCAUUGACAGGUGUGGGAAGGCUUUAGUGAAGAUGUCUUUUUUAUUUUAUAAGUUCGAUGGGCUUUAUGUAUUUUUUUUAUUUGGCCUUUUUGGGGGCUUAAAAGUGAAGGUUUUAGAAAAAAGACGUUAAAAUAGUAAGUGUGGGGGCGGAGCCGGACCAGCAAGCAGGGAAGACGUGCUCUGCAAGAGCUCCUGCUUAGCGGGCACAAAAACGGCAACUAAAUCAGGCUGAAGUGCCUCUAACCUCCGGCAAACAGGCCCACUGGACAGGGAAGAUCAGGCCAAAGCCAGCAAUAACGGGCACCGCAACAGCAGCAUGGGGCCUACUGCAGGAGGCGGCGGAGAAAGGCGGCCGCUUUCCCGCCAGCAGCCCACAUACAUGAGCCUAGAACACUCCCUCCCCCCCUAUGGACCGGUGGGGGACCUCGUGCCCGGCACCCUCUGACUACGCCCGCGACCUCACCAAGCAAGGCGGGUGUCGGGGCCCACAAUAUGGCGGACACACGAGAUUCAGCCCCACGAAAAGCACACAAACCUGCCUGGUCAUUCACUAUACACUGGGCCCCACCUGGAGAGCUGGCUCACGCACAACCAAGGGGUAAAAUUGCAAGCACAAGCCUGCAAAACCGCAGCCAUUCCAACAUGGCGGAGGAAGCAUGGCUCCCAUACUCCAGGGACAUACUCACACGGCUGGACAGUCACUUCCAAAAGUUCGGGCAGCAACUUGAACGUGCACUCUGUCCACCUGCACCACCACAGCGGCAGACAAGCGGUCCUUCCUUCCCACCAGUGAACACUUACUGCUUCCCGCGGAGACCACCUCCCAAGCUUACAGCACCGACAGUGGGAAAAAAAUUCCUAUGUGGCUGCCCCAGCGGCGCUCCCCACUCAGACGUAAAGCAACGACACUGAAGCAACCUAGAGGAACAUGCACUGGGUCACAGCUGCAAAAGCCCCCUACAUCCAGCUACCGCUUGGGACGAACCAGGCGGCCACGAAAGGCACAGGGCUCCCCCUGAGGCUGGACACUGACAAAGUCACGGAAAAACCGGCAGACACCACCUGGAGCAGUAAUGGUCCGUGACCCACUAGCUGACCCCCGCUACUACGGAACUGCAGAACUGACACAGAGAACGCGUCCUGGUGGCCCCCCCACAUACUGCUAACUAGACUCUGGCACUCAUAUCUCUGCAGUCUCCCGUUGCAGGGCAUCGGAUAAGCACCCUACAGAGACGCUCCCAGCCCGUAAAUGGCACUAGCGGUAACCACACCAUAGGGUGUCCUACUGACAUUCAAGGGCAAAUUCUUUCAGAAAAGUUGCUUUACAUUACACUGUCCGAGAUCUGUUUAUUUCGACUGCAAUAUCAAUAUCAUAUUGUCUCUAGCAUAGGUCUGCUUGUCAUAUCUGCCAAUAUGCUUAACCUACGAUAACACUCCACCCUUUAAUCCUGGAAGGCCAGACCAUGUAGCAUAGCCUGCCUGCCUGCCAGACAAAUGCAGCCUGAUUUAAAAUGCCCCUAGGUCGUUUUGACACAUAUUCCAUGCCUCUAUAUAGUGCAUAAUAUGCCUGACAUCUCACCCUCCCACCAAUGUCACACCACAGGCACUACUACACUGCUCAUCAGAACACACAGCAUGCAUCAUGUAACACAUCAUGGCAUUCCCAAUGCGCUGUACAAACCUCGCAAAACCAUGCAUUAUCACACUGCCUAACUCGCUGUGUCUAGCCUGUUACAAAAUCCAUUCCUGAACGGACGCACUGCAUCUCCGGCGAGAGAACUCUUACUUAGGCAACCAAAUGCUCACCCAGUGGAUUAAUAUACAGACCAGUAUAAGCCUGUUUAACCUUUAACGUGUACUCGAUUUGUAUAGACCUGUCUGAAUCAUACCAAGCAGACAAAGCGGAUUAUCAAACUUACGUCCAACUUUUAAUAUGUUUAACUUCCCUAGCAUGUUAUAUUAUAUAAGCAAUGUUUAUUAGCCUGUUAUUUUCAUGAUUAUCCAAAAAUGUGCCGAUCAAACUGCCACACUUUUGAAAUGUCUUGAAAAAUGCUUGUAGAGGCUGAUGUGGCUCUACACGCUUGUUGUCAUCAUAUGCACAAGAAAAAUAAAGAAUUAAAAAAAAAAAAAAAAAAUAGUGUGAUAUUUUUAUUUACAGGUAUUUUGUUUUAUUGAUACCUCCUCACUAUUAUUUUUUUGGGGGGGAGGGGGAUUAUUUCAUUUAGUUCACACCCGUCGCUUAUGGGGGAGGGGGAAAAUAGGUCCUCCCACCCACCCCCCAUUGUCAUUUAGGGCCCCCACCUGUCGCUCAUGGCCGGGGGGAGGGUGUAAUUGGUUCUUUCCCCCUAAUGUAAUUUAGCCCCCCACCCGCAACUCAAGGGUGGAGGCCGGGACAAUAGGUCCUUCCCCCACCCACCGCUUAGGGUUGGGGUCGGGGGGGUGAAGUAGGUCCUCUCCCCCUAAUGUCAUUUAGGGCCAUCACCUGCAGCUCAAGGGUGGGGGGGUCAGGACAAUAGGUCCUCUCCCCCAAUUGUAAUUUAGGGCUAUCACCUGCCGGUCAUGGUUGGGAGCCGAUGGGGUAUAAUAGGUCCUUCCCCACCCCCCCCAUUAUUAAUUUUGAACAUACCUAAAAGUACCGAAUGUCGUCCUAACACAAAUGGACAAACUAUACUCAUUAUGUUAGAACGACAUUCAGUAGUUUUGCCGGAGCCCUGUCUGGAAUACUGAAAGGCGGCAUCGCGAGAACAUGGAGGAAACCAUGAGUAUUGUGUGAAAAUUUCUUAAACAAUAGGAAAUGGGUCAAAGCUGGUAAAGCAUAGGAAAAAUACAUAAGCCAAACCAGUUCCUACUUUGUCUUAUGUUUUAAAGAAAACUAGAUCAGAAAGGAAGAAAAGAACAGAUCCUGAGAGAAGAAGCGAUUGGGGAAAGGUCAUUUCAGCGUAACAGUGCCGCUUUAACAAAGUCUUUUGUGAGAUGGACUCAUACAGUUAGCUAACAAAUCUCCUAUUAGACAAAGACUCAAUGAUGAUAUGAGCCAUUGGGAUUUCUGGUGAAAAAGUGAAUUCAAGGGUUAAAGGGAAACUAGUGCCAGGAAAAAAAAUAGGUCCCUGGCAUAAUGGCUAACUAUAGACUCCACCUCCUCUUCUGUCAUUUACCUGGGUCCAGCGCCGAUGUCCCCCAGUGCUGGCUUAGGUACGCCUCCACUCCUCUGGGCCACGCUCGCAUUAGGAUUUACGCAUAGGAAUGAAUUAUUCACUGCUUUCUUAUGGGGAUUCUGGUGAUGCUGGGAAGUCCUCAUGCAUAGCGUGAGGAGGUCCAGCAUCAAGCAACCAAAAGUUGCAUAACGGUCUAGAAGUCCCUCUAGUGGCUGCCUGAUAUAGUCACUAGAGAAGGCGUUAACCCAUAAUGGUAAUUAUUGCAGCUUAGAAAAAAAUAACUGCAUUAAUUACCUUUCCUGGGUAAUGGGACACUGCACACAGACCUUCUAUGAGCUGAAGUGUUCCUUUGAGAGGACUUUUGGAAGAAAAGAAAAUUGAGUGCAUUGUAAAGGCGAACGUGAAAAGGAUAAUGAAUCAUUAAAAGUCCCAGCAGAAAGUUGUAAAUGAGAAAAACGACAAAAUAAAACUGUCAUUUCUGAUGAACCAUUCAGUGUACAGAACGGAUUUCUAGAAAAUGUGAUUAAACGAACGUUAGAGUAACAGGUUCUUUGUAUGACAAUGAUAUAAAAAUUCAAGUGAGUGAACGUGUGUUGAUGAAGAAAAUACUUUAUUGUAAAAUUAAUCUAUUUCCAUGUCAUAAAUUGUAAUUCGGAAAUGUUUUAACGUGUUCAUUUUGUUUAUUAGGAACAUAUAGAUUGUCAUUUUUACGGAUAUAAAAUAUUUUAAUGGAACAGAUUCUAAAAGACUAUUUUUUUUUUUUUAGAAUGGGGGUACAAUAAUAUAUCUGAAACGUGUUUCUCAAGUUAAAUUUUAGAUUAAUUUCACUCUACUUUAUUUGAUUCCACGAAACUGUUCUACAAUGUAGACUUUCAAAGACUAAAUUAAAACUCCAAGCAAGACCUGUGUGGAAUUAUAACGGAUAUUGACAUCCAACAAAUAUAAUGCAGUCUGUGCAUAUUACAAUUAAUUUUUCAAUGACCAUUGUUGUGUUUGUUUUUGUUUUUUUUUUUCCCUCAGACAAGUCUUGAACAACAAUUUUUUGAAGAAAAGAACAAGGCACAGCGGCUGCAGACAGAGCUGGAUGUGAGUGAACAAGUGCAGAGGGACUUUGUAAAGCUGUCCCAAACCUUACAGGUAAAUUCACAUAAAAUCAUGAUACACACUGUAAAAAAAAAAACACACUCUAAAGGGACACUAUAGGUACCCAGAACACUUGAACUCAUUGAAGUGGGCUAUGUAUAGUGUCCCUUUUGCACUUAGUUCCUUAGCUCUUAAGUCUGCCCCCAGUGGCUGUCUACCAGACAGCCACUAGAGGGCUUCCUGAAUCGAAACAGACCUUUGGUCCGGAAUGUGGCGCUGGAUGUCCUCACACUGCAUGAAGACAUCCUGAUUUUUUUUUUUCCCAUAGGAAAGCAUUGAUUCAAUUGAGGGUGUGGGGAGGGGGGGACGCGGCGCAAGGGAGAGGGGCGGCAGAAGGAGCUAUGGUGCCAGGAAUACAACUUUGUAUUCCUGGCACUAUAGAAUCCCUUUAAUAAAGCAUGUAAUGCUCUGCCCGCCUGGUUUUUUUUUUGGGGGGGUGGGGGGGUUUCCUGGCGUUGUGCUUCUCUCAAAUUCUUUGGCUUACCUACUGGAAACUACUUAGCUGUAAAUACAGUAUAAAACUGGUGCAAUUGUUUGCAUUUUAAACAUAUGUAUUCCAUAUACAUUUAAUAGCCGAUACAUCAAAUGCUUUAGCUUAAAAAAAGCUUUCAUCACACAGCAUAGGAAGUAAUGGUUGUGGUGCAUAAAUGGUUUAGAUCCCUAGACCAUUUAUCACCAAAGCAUCAUACAGCAAUUUGGCAUGAUUGAUAAACAGAAUGCAGCAUGUAUUCUAAAUGUGAAAAGCAAUGAUGGGUUCUAAAGGUAAUCAAAAAUUCUUAUGCUGUAGAAGUUAAGAAACCUACCUGCUUUGACAUGAGCUUCACAGUUUCUUUGAAAAAACCUGCAAAAAAUCAUUCUUAGGAAAUUGGAUGCUGUAUUUUGCUAUGCCUGGCCCUAACAAUACUCUUAACUAUGUAUGUAAAUAGGUAGAAGCAAGAGUCUUUAAGAAAGGUAUUUCUUCUUAAUUGUCUUCUUAAUUUAGGACUUUUUUAAAAUUAUUUUUUUAAACCUACGUUGCUCCAUGCAAUAUUUUUCACUCUUCCUUUUGGUUACUGUUAUCUCUCAGGUGCAGUUGGAACGCAUUCGGCAGACUGAGUCUUUGGAGGCGAUUCGAGCUAUCCUAAAUGAUACAAAACUGACUGACAUUAACCAGCUUCCCGAGACAUGACCCUCCCUGUUUCUGUAUAGAGGACUUGGGGCUGCAACAUGAGGUUUUUUUUUUUUAUUAAAAAAAAAAAGAAAGAAAACUCAACUUUCUAGUAACAUUAAUAAUUAUUUAACUCUUAUCCAAGAGGAGAGGACAGUGAAUAUGUGAAAGGGAGCAGUCAACGAGAACAAUUUAUAAGGGAAAAAAUCCUCUUUGUGGAGAUAGGCAGGCCGGAGAGAGAAACAUUUCUGUUGGGAACACUAAUGAGACACAUUGCUGUGGUUAACUAAAUGGAGAUUUGCCUCCAGUAAUAAAAAAAAUCUAUGUAAUUGGUCCUUGUUUUGUUUACAAAAAACCCUAUGAAUUCAGCUGGCAAGAACUAGUCAGUUUGAAAGGAAGACACUAACUUGAACAUUUAGCUUAAACCGUCCAUCCGUUUACCUGGCAAACAUAUUUAUUAUUCUAUUGUUUUGUCUUUAUAACCCCUAAUAUAAUAACUGGGGCAGGCCCAUUUCUAUAAUGUGUAUAGAGGUAUUCCAGUAUCUCACACUUGCAACUUUGUUGUAAUGCAUGCAAUACAUUUCAUGAGAAUUUGUCCUUCCUCUGUCACUAAAUGUUAUUGCUUUUGAAACCUUCCAAUUCUGUCCCUUCAAAAGUAUUAAUAUUUUAAAGUUUUUGGUUCUGUCAAUAAACUAACGGAAACUUAUCCAUUAAACCAUCAUGGAGGAUUCUGGAUGAUAAUAGUGCUGAUUUUUCCUUGUAGAUUGAAAUGAGUAUAAAAGGCAAUAUGGAGAGAGAACUCAUGCACUUUUAAUAAUUUCUUUAGAUCUAACAGAUAUUAAGAUGUCGAAAUGAUUUAUAAAAUGAUCACAUCCUGCGAUUGUCUCACUAGAAUUCUAACAUUUCCAUGUGUCUAGUAGCCAGCAUCUGGGAUCUUUUGCAAUACUUUUAAUCACAGGGAAGGCUGUAACGUAUUCCUCUAAAAAGAUCGUGCAGACUAUUUAGAUAAACACCUUCACAAACUGCACAAAAGUUUGUUUCCUAAGCAUGGGAGAGCUACAGAAAAAUUACAAUCAUUCUGUUGGGAUAUAAACAUAUUAUCGUGCAACAAAUCUCACAAUGGGACCUGGUUUUCUAACGUGCAUUAUACAGAAAUCAGAUCCAGCUAAUUGUACAUUCAGCAUUAACUUCCAUUUUCAGUAACACAAGACCUAGUAUUAAGUAAUCUUGCAGAUAAAGUUAUAGCUUAUGUAGCUCGGAUAGUUAAAAUUAACCUUUCCCUUGCUUGAACUUGAAACUCUUUCCACAACAGUUUCCUUGGAGUUGAGAUUUCUCAUGUUUAAAAUCCAUUCAAAAAGAGAAAAAUCCCCUUCGGGAAAUGGUCAUGUGAUGCCAUAAUUACGGUCUUUUCAUGUCAGAGAGGAGUGCAUGAGGUUCCCUUUUUCUCCACUCUUAGUGUAAAAACACAAUAUGCUGAACACAAACCAUGAUAAUGGAGAACAUUGGCAGGUGGAGGUGGUUAGACUGUGGCAUUAAGUAAUAAUUUUUGUAAACUCUAGCAUGCUUAACUAGUCUAAAUUACAUGGUAAUGGUAAACUAGCAUUUCUGUCAGUAGUGUAUAACUUUGCACUGUUCAUUUCAUGUAGCCAGUUUGUUAGAAUUUGAGUCAGUUUAUAUACAGGGCAUGCAAGUGCAGAUGUUAGUUGGCAUAUUAUGCAAAGGGCUUUAGCACCACAUUACAUAGUUGCACAUUACAGACCAUAUACCGUGUGCUUUAAGCUGCAGAUUGGUACUUGGUAUAAAAUUUAGUUUUGCCGUGUCUUUCUUUCAUUGAUUUUUAGUAGUCACUUAGGGACACUAAGCAACAAAGAGCAAAACGUGUUUGAAAGCAGUAUGACAAGAAGCAGGGCUUUCCCAGCCACUUACAGACCCCAUCCUCAUUGACAAUGUGAAAUUUAAUACGAAAUUGUCAUUGAAAAUGGUGAAGUGUACAUUCCUCUUUGUCAAUGGAACAGAGUAUUGCAGCGUCUCUGGACUCCAAGACUAUUAGCAGUUUAGCCAUAACACACUUUAUAGGUUAUGUUACUUAUGUGUCCCUUUAAUUCCCAGACCAUCUUUUGUAAAUGGUUUUGUCCUUAUUGAAUGUUUGUAUGAGAUGAUAGGUGUUCAUGACACAGCUGAAUAUGGGAAUUUAUAAACAUUUUUUGAAUGCGGGGAAACAAAAUACACUUAAUAUGAGUAUAUGUUAUUGGAAAGGAAGCUCUAUAUAUUGCCAUAGCUUUGCCACUAUGUAUACCUGCUUGUUUCAAUGUCAAUUGAAUCUGGGCUUUAACACUUGACCAUGUUUGUAUGGUUAUUGGCUGUCAGAUAUAUUCUCCUAUUAGAAGUCUUACAACAUUACACUGUAGAACACGUAACGAGUAUGAAACCAAGAUGUUGAUUGAUUGUUUUUUCUAGUGGUGCGUAGCAGAAAUGUUCCUCCUAUGUAUUAAAGUAAAACAUUUGGUAAGUGCUCCUUGUAAUGCUCUGGGGGUCUGCUAUGAAUUGCAGACUUGAGCAUCUCAGGCCAGCUUCAUUGCACACAAAUUUUAAGGUAGUUCUUAACCAAGGUGAAAAUGUAUAUCUAAGGCAUGUAUGCUAAUAGAUUAAUUACCUUUAACAAUACAAUGCAUCUUCCAGCUAUAGUGUGAUGGCUUCUGGCAUCCCAUUACAGUACAACGGUGUAAUCAAAUCAUAUUAGCCAGAGUUCACUAUGCUGAACUGUUAUCAAAGCAUUUCAUGGGAAUUGGACCCUAGAUUUAGUUAAUAGAUUAUGGGUGCAAUGGUACUUUUAUCUGUUUUGAUACAAGAACAGUGGGAAAUAAGAUGCUCCUUAGCAACAUUUGCCCUGUGUAAUUGUGAGUGUAGAAUACUGUUGGUCACUGAAUUCUGAUAUAAUUGUUUGUAAACUGUACUGCAGAUAUGUCUCUUACCAGGAACGUGUAAUUAAAAAGCUGCUGAAGAGUCAAAGUUGGUUUCAUCUAAUUUUGUACAUGAUGUAAUCAGACUUUUAUUUCCUUAGUUUGCAGCCUAUAUUGGAGGGGAAAAAAGUUUUAUUUUAUUAAUAAUGUCAAUACAUCGGUUUAGCACUAAAUACUUGACUUGGCAUGUAUUUGCCUUGUGGUAGUUUUAUGCUAUAAUUCUGAAUGUGGUUACAAUUGUUUCUGUUUAUGGUAAUUCCUCAUAUUCCAUUUUUAAAUUUGUCCCUCAUAUGCGUACUAAAAAUAGCUAAUUAUGUUUUUGGAAUGGCUUAUAUUUUCAACAUUUUUAUGCAUUCGGGCUGUUGACAAUAACAUUUUAGAAAUUCAUUUUAAUUCCAUUCCAAAAUCAUUUAUAAUAACACGUUUGUAUUGAUAACUGUUUUCUGCAGAAAAAGCCAGGGAAAUAUUCUGCAAAUCAUACAAUUUGAAUGGCUGCUGACAUCAAAUGCUUUCAGUGGCCCCUUUUUUAAAAAAAAUACUUAACCACCUCUGAGCGUUAGAAAAUGUAGGAAGUUCCAAGAGGGCCACCACUACACUGAAAUGCUAACAGAUAAAUUUACUGUAGCUUUGAAUACUUUAUUCUUAGACAAAAGUAAGAAAUGGUUGAGAUGCGGACAGAGCAAAGUUAGUGCAGAAUUGGAAAUAUGUGCUCCUCACACUGACUCCUGUACAACGUGUUGGUAAAGUAAUUGCUAGGAAUGCAUGCUGUCAAUGAUAUUUAAUAAAAUGUUAUUACAGAGCAGCAACAGUACUGUGAUUAAUUUAAGAAAAAUUAACAAUGAAAAAUAUGGUUCGAAAACUGGGUAAUUCAAACAAAUUAACAGUCCAAUUAGGUGUGAAAAUCUAAUUUCAUAUGCAGCAUAGUUUUCCUGGCUAUUCUCCAAGGCAGUAUCACAUGGGAUAAGUGGGCUUAGUUUUCUAUUCUGCUGAUUUACAAGGACCUUGUAUCUGGGAAAGCCAUCCGCACCCCAAAGUACACAUAUCUGACUUUGAAGGUCUUGGUUCUAAGAGUAUAGUUUUCCACU
Messenger RNA from Pelobates cultripes (western spadefoot toad), 68653 nucleotides. The record is from the annotation of a GenBank genome assembly. Lineage: Eukaryota; Metazoa; Chordata; Amphibia; Anura; Pelobatidae.